Xyrichtys novacula (pearly razorfish) is the source of this 45717-nucleotide messenger RNA. Lineage: Eukaryota; Metazoa; Chordata; Actinopteri; Labriformes; Labridae. The record is from the annotation of a GenBank genome assembly.
UUGCUUUUUGGUGUCACACUUUUUCUGUCAGUUCUUGAAAAUGUGACUUUGAACAAACAUCUUCUGUUGAGUCCAUCAAGAUUUGGAUUAGGAAGAUUUAACUCAUAUGUUGCUGCAGUGUUGUGUAACUUUUUUUUAUACUACUGAUAUUAAUAUUUAAUUUGUGUUUUUAUAAUUUUUAUAUUUAAGUUGUUAUUUUUUGGCACCAUGAGAAAAGUGACCUGUGCCCAUCUAUGUAAAGUACUGAAAGUCUGCGUCUGCAGAAGGCAUUUAAAAUUCACAGAUGUAAAUGAAGCCUCCAGGCCAGGUUUCCUCAUGGUGCUUUCUUCUCAAUUUACAGUAUCACUAACAUGAAUGUGUUCACAGAGAACUGCUCCAGUCAGUUUUGUUGGCUACAAAGUCCGGUGGAUCACAAGGUCCCUCUUUCCUGUUGCUCCCUCUUUUUCUGCUGACCUUAGCAGGUGCCAUGGUUUUCACUGCAGUCUCACAGUCUCUCGGAGUUCUUGGUGUCCUUCACUGUCACAUAACAGUGUGUGGAGACUCCAUCCUAGUGGGUAGAGUCUGAAAAAGAGACAUGGCUGCUGACAGAGUCCACGCUGCUUUACCUGACCCUCCACUUCAGAGUGAAGAUGAUGACAAAGAGGAGGAGAAGACUUUUGGGAAUAUCUUUGCAGAGUUAGAGUCUGUGGACUUACCCCUGGGAACCACCUUAAGGUAAGCUAAUGGAAACAACUGAAGGGUUGGUAUCAUGUCAUCAGCUGAUCCAAGAGAACAGAAAGCUGUUUUUUUGUUGUUGUUUGUUUUGUUUAAAGGGAGAUAUUCAAUACCAGGUUCUUAUUCUUGUGUGCAUUUUUUUGCAUCUGCAUUUUUACUUUAUUUACUUAAAAAAAAAAAAAGCUUCACAAGAGGAAUUUAAUUUCUGGCUUCAACCAUAAUAAUUUUCAGACAUGAUAAUUAACUGCAUAUGUUUAUUUACAUUCCAUUUUGUGCAAUAAUCUUCUUUUUUAGCUAUUAAUUAAAUAUAAAAACCAAAGACAUGAUUCUUUGUUCCAUUUGAGUAAGACUGCAAUUACAAAAUCAUACUUCAAAAAUAUUUUUUGACCCAAAUAAGUACAGGUAAUAAAUAAAUGGUGACAUAUUUACAAACCCUUUCUAAUCAUCUUACUUACAACAUCAAAAAUAGCUGCUGUGUUGUCUUAGGCUACAUUUUAAACAUGGGUAGGGAGGAUUUGAGGAUUUGAAGAUUUGUGAACAUCAGCAGUGAUUUUCAUCUUUAUAUUGUGUUUUUGAUGCUGACAGAAAUGUCAUGUAGAAAUGUAGGUCUGCAGCUUAAAUUUAGCAGAGGUAGAAAGAUAUCAUAUUCAAGUACAAGUACAGCAAAUCAUGUUUUACAUAAAGCUCCUCUGAGGAGUUUUUUUUACACUAAAUAGAUUGAAAUUCAUAAUAAUGCCUUCAAAAAUAUUUUAAACCAAACAAGAUCAUCAGGAACAAGAUUAUCAGUUUUAUACCAUAAUAUUUAAUAACUAACACUGGUUUUGGGGUGGGGGGUAUUUGUUAGCUGAGCAGCUCUGUUUUGACAAUAUCCACUUAAAUUUUCAGCUAUCAAAAGUCAGCAGGAUGUUGUUGUUUUUUUUGGCAGGAUGGGGAUGUCAAAAAUUGACAGCAACCUUUUCCCUUUGCUUUCACUUUGAAAUGAUCAGCCUUUUAAUUUCCCCACUGAGGGAUGAAUAAAGGAAUAUCCAAUGUAAUGUAAUAUUUUAUGUACGCAUUGAAAUAAAAAACCCUACCCCCUUGCCCCACUUUCAGAAACUCAAUAUCAUUGUAAAUUUCAGUCAAAAAACUCUUUAGCUACAUUGAGAUAUAUAUAUAUAUAAUUUCAGUGUUUUUCCUACUUGUGUAGGAAAAAAGGGUUUUGUCAACUUAGAUAUCCACAGAUGCAGGAUUUUCUUUAAAAGAUAUUAUUUCAAGAAACGUGUCAAAAAUAUUUUGCUUUCUGCUUGUACAGCCAUUUUGCAGCCAAGUUCUUAUUUUUGCCUUGUUCUAACAAUUCCCUGUAAAAUCUUCCAGGACUUCAGGGUGCAGGGAGCAUCUAAAAAGUGCAAACCUGACAAAAAUGCAACAAUAGAUCUAGGCUCUUAACAUCUUAGUAUGUUAGAACAAUAAGUAUGGGAAAAUAUGCUUUGACAUUAUGUUAGGGACAUGAAUCACCCCCACAUCCUCACUGCCAUUACAACUGAACUAGUACUUUUUAAUAAUGGGCUUUCUACAACUUUUGAACCCACGUACUUUUACAGACUAGGUAAAUUUUUCUGUUAUAUUUAAGCUGUCGUUUGUAUUUCUGAACAAGUUAAAAGGGUGGCUAUUUUGAAAGAAAUUUUUUUUAAGUGCAAAAAAGGUGCCUACUAUGUUAAAUUCAUCCUUGAUAUCGUCAAGUUUACAGACACGUAGUUCUCUUAUUUACAUCAGUUGAUACAGUAAUAUGCAUUUUACUGUCGUGCAGCGGCCGUGCGCCCCCUACAGGCCAACCCUCACACUGACCUGAACUCUGCUGUAGCUGCAGUCAGUCACAGCCAUAACACACACAUACACAUAACAAUCAUGGCGGAGAAUGAAACCCUGGAGUGUAUAACGGAGCACGAGCGGAUUUUACAGGAAAUAGAGAGCACCGACACGGCUUGUGUCGGUCCCACUCUCCGGUAAGAAUUAACGCCCUUGUAGGAAGCUGUUGACGGUUAUAACGGAUGUGUGUCUGUUUGCGUCUCUUUCGUUAUCAGCCCUUUUGUUCAUAGACUAGCUUAGCUGCACCGGUAGGCUAACAUUAGCAUCAUCAGGCUGUUGAAAUGAAGCAUGAGCUCAGAGCUAACAGGCCAACACUGACCACUGUCUCAGCUCAAUGCAGCUCUGCUAAAAUGCUGUUCGAGGGGCUUUCUCGGACCCUCGGAGUGGAUGGACCUGUCAAAUGUAACCCAAACAUCAUUUGUGGGUGUGGCUGUGAGACUCACAUCUUCUUAUCAUUACACAGCUAAUCUAAGCUAACGGUGCUAACAAUUGGUGCUAGUGGUUUAGCAGUGAAAUGUGAAAAUGAACCCAGCUGUCAGUCCGUUAUAACGGUACCAGGUGCGUCACAUUGACCCCCCGGUGCUGUCUUGUGGUUGUCAAAGAGCUGGACUGAAAUAGGAAGUUCAGAUGCCUGAGCAAACCGCCCCAUGACUACCGCACUGUUAAUGUUUGAUAGUCUGCUUCAAGGCCAGUAUGACAUUAUAAUGUCAGGCUACAGGCGUGACUGCGCACCUGUGAGUGUAUUUACUGCUUGAUACACACACCUGUCCCGUACACAUGCCUGCAGGCGGUGUUUCUCUUGCAGCAUACCAGGAAAAACAAGGCCCUGAGGUAACAUGAGCUCCUCUGUCAGCUUGUUCUGGGUGCAAACUAUGGUACUAAAAUAGAUAUGAUAUUGAGUUGUCAGACCUGUUGAAGAUUGACAGUCUUAUCCUCAUCUAGAGCAAAGAGUCUAACCUCUUAACCAGAGACACUUUUGUUUGUUUUCAGAAAUUUGGCCCCGUCCUUAUCUCUGUAUUUCCUGACAUGAUGUCAUCUUUGACCAGUCUACCAUCAAUAAACAACAAGCUGAGUGUGUAUCAGAAUCAGGACCAGGCUAUUGCCAAAUAGGUGUACACUUAAAAAGAAUAAUCUUGAUGUUUUGGUGCUUCACAGUGAACACAGAAUAACAACAGAAAUGAAAAACGAAUUAUAUGAAAGAAAACAUGGAUUAUUGUACAUGCAUCGAAGUAAACAGCUUUCAGCAGCAGUGCUUGGACUGUCAAAGAACCUUCAACAGGAACAUAUACAGUGAAUGAAACAGUAUAAAACCAUACAUCUGAAAAAAAUAUACAAAUUUCCCUUCACUUGAACUACUUAUGGUUGUUAAAACUGAAAUGCAUUGUUACUGUUUAAGAGCUCAUUGAUAAGUCUCAUUAAAACAUUUACAUUGACCUACAGUCACACAGUUGAAAAUCAGUGUGACUUCCAGCCUCCUGAUUCCCUGCCUCUGUUCACCUGUAAAUCCCUCUAGCUGCACGUCUCUGAUUACCGCCUAUGCUCAGGUGCGCCGGUGAGGAGCAGCUGCAGCAGUGUUUGCAUGCAAUCCAGCUUCUUUGUAGAAAUGACAGGGAAUUUCCUGCCAGUCAGUAGUGUGACCUCAGUCAGCAUGAUAAACAUGAGGUGGACACCAAAAUCGUUAAAUAUGUUAUGAGUUAUCUAUGAGAUGGGAUAUGUAGAUUAUCUGUUAAAAAUGAACAGUAGAUAUAACUCAGCUCACAUUAAUAUUUGUUAUGUUAACAGUUAAUAAAUUUACUCAUACCAAAUACAAUAAAUUAUCAAACGAUACAGCACUCAUCAUGCUUAUUUUACCUUGUAGAAAGAUGCUCUCACACCAUUUUGAUGCAGUCAAAUGAAGUUUGAACCACUCUCAGAUUUCUUUGUGAUAAUUUAGUGAUAAAAACUGAUGUUGGAUGUAUCUUGGAUUCAAGAGAUACUUGUUGCAAACUAAAGCAUUGUGCAACAGCGCAAAGAGAAAAGAAAUUGAAUUAUUUGGCUUAUACAAACUCUAUAUUAUUACUUUAUCUUUAAAAUUUCUGAAUGAUAUCACAUGAUGUUAUCAUAUGUCAUGUUUUUCCAUAUUAUGCUGGCUUCGUGUCAGGUUAGCUGGUAAAAGAGUAAUCUAAGGGGUGAAAAAUAUUAUCUUGGUAUAGUUUGAAGAAAAUAGACUUAAGCUCUCAAUGUAUAAGAGACUAAUAACAGUUUUUUAAGUGUAUUUCUUAGAGUAGUUACGUUUUGCAUACAUUUGACCAUCACAUUUAUGGUUUUACAGUUGUUUGUACAUUAAAAUAAGAAUAAAUUGCUAAUGUAGGCACUUGAGGAGAAAACACAAAUAACAUAAAGCUUAAGCUUUUUGACCAUUUAUGAAUGAUUGCAUUGUGUUUAAAGACAGGAAGCAGACAAUGAUGAUCAGCAAAUACUUUUCCAUAAACAUUAAAAUAAAUGAGAAGAAAAUAAAAAAUAAGAACCAACCAACCAACCAAACAAACAAAAAAAUUGUAUUUGUGUGCAUCUGCUGUUCUUUAUGCUUGAACAAUCAGUGUCUUUUUUAAAAUGUCAAAGUCUCCCUCCUAAAUUGAGAAUAGAUUCAAAUAGCAGGGAUUUUUUACACCUAUGAUUUGGUACCAUUUAAUCUGCUGGCUAUAGAUCUAACUGCAUCAAAAGGGUGUGGAAGAAAGCCUCAGCUAUUAAUCUAAAAGGUCAAAUGUGAACAUGCUGAGUUACGUAGGAUGCAUCUGUUCUUUGCUUUAAACUGUUUUAUUUAUUGCGGUAAAGUUAGACUUUUGUGUUUAUGGAGAAUGCUCACAGUGCAACAGUGAUGAAAUUUCAGUUCAUUGUGCAGAUGGAUGGUUAGACUGACGGACUGAUUCGCCACAGUCAGUCAGAUGACUUAUCAUUAAGUUUGUUUACAGACUUGUAGUACCAUAGUUGAAUCCAGUCCUUUUUUUCAAUGUUGCUUGUAUCCUUCUGUAAGGAUCAUAACAGCACUGCACAUUUUGGAAGAUUCAGCUGUGAAUUGGGACCAAAACCACAUUUUCAGAAAAAGGUGUCCGUAGUGUCUAUGACCAGGAAUGGGAAUAGAGAACUGGUUGUAGAUUAGAACCAGUCCCAACUAGUUCAAACCAUCAAAAUCAUUUGCCUUUGUACUUAGCGGUUCCCUUCUUGCUGUUGUGUACAGCUAAAUAAUAUUGAGCUUGCAAUAUCAGCUCCAAAUAGAACAGUAAGAUGUACCAACAUCCACUCACUGUGUGAGACCAGCAGCUUUCCAGAAAUCCACUCAGUGCUUUUAUGACAUCCAGGGGCUUCUCCAUCCCACAGAGAAGAUCAGUAUCUUUUCACAGACUAUGGAGGUAAUCUGUAAUGAUUUAGGUAUUAAUUUAAGUCAUAUUGAAUGAUGUCUGAUAUUAGCUGACUGUAGUAAUGGAUGGCUGCCAUAUUUGUAAUGGUUUGUUGACCAAUCAGAGGCUGUAUGGUAAAGCAAAGGCUCCUUUUAAAGGGAAUGAAUGAAGAAUAUGAUUGUAGAAUUGAUAAUGACGUCAGCAUUAAUACAAGUUUAUUGAUCCCCAUCUUUAAAUAUGACACAGUGUUCUUACUUGUGUAACACAUCUAAAUUUUUGAUAUGAGAAUCAGGGCUCAUGCAGGCUGUUGAAACAAGCAUCUGAUGUUUACUUUGAAAUCACAAAAGCAGGAUAUUUAAACAAAAGUCUGAUCGGGACCAGGAUACGCAGCACGUUAGCACACUCACUGAUGUUCAGUCUACAGUCAGCACUGUUCAGGCCCAUGUGAUCAUGAACAUAUUUGCUGACACUCCUGAGCCUGUUGACAGAGUCAAAUCAGCUUAAACCGACUGUCUUUUAGCAGUAUGGUCUCUGAAGUCUUUGGACUACUGAACUUUGAAUAACACAGGUUAUAAUAUAGAUGUUGUGGUAAUGAGGACUUGUUUUUCCUCUUUUCAACCACCAGUUCAGUCUAGUGAUUGCAUAAACACCUUUUUACAUUUGUGGAGCAAGUCUAUGUCUGUGUCUGUCACUGCUCCCACUCCAGUGCCACAGGGACGAAGUUAGUGAUAGGUUAGAUAUUCAACAGAGAGAGGUGAAAAUGAGUUUCAUAUACAACCAUGGACUUUACUCCUCAGUACUGCUGCAGCUGCCUCGCCUGUACUUCUCUAUAGUGUCAUUUUCCCUGCAGCCACAUAGAGUUGCAUGAUCAUUACACUGUCUGAAGACUGUCCACGCCUUUAAUCGUUGCAAAGUACAUCACCGCUAUGUCCUCAUUUCACUGAAGCUCUGCAGAAAAAGUCUGAUGAACUUUAUUUUAUGUUGUUCACGUGUAACUGGGAUUUUGGAUGUUGUUGAAGAAAUUGUCAGAAGAAAGUGUCCAACAUCCCUCCCACCUCAGGAUGACCCACUCAGAUUAACUGUGAUUUGUUUCAUCAGUACACAGAGGACACUCUAAUCGAGCUUAGACUCCUUUCCUGGCAGGAAGCAGGCAGAUAGUGAGUGAUUUGUUUCAGUAUGUCCACCUGGUUUCAAUUAUUAAUGAGACAAAAGAGGAACUGAUCUUUACUGUGCUGUAUGAUGUGCUCAUGUCCGGUUUGCAUGUGCAAUGCUUAUUCCUCUGAAGUGUAGUUUUACAUUCAGGGAAGUUCUUGAAGAGUGGCCAGCCUUUUAGCAGUUUUUAGAGUUUAUAGGUGUAACAAAACUCCUUUCCUUACCAAGUCUUUAUAGUUAUUCAUUACUUUGCUCUGUUGAUGUGUAGAAAUUGACCACUUAAAAGUAUAUUAUUAAGUGUCAAAUAUAUAUAUAUAUCCUUUUCCACAUGUCCUAUUCAAACCUUUCUGUACAGCUGUGUAGAAACAAGGCUGAACAUUUGUGUAGGUGAAGCCGAAUCUAAUUUGAUUAACAAAAAUGUCUCCAGCUGGUGGCGGCUGAGGACCUCCAAAGGUUAUGAAACAGACAGGGUUUGUUGGCAGUGUACUUGUUGUCAGUCUGCAAAAAAGGGUUUGAAGUAUUUGGUCUGUGAAGAGGAAAUACUGUGUGAAAAUAUGGGAAAUUGAACCAUGUGUGCAAAAUGUAUUGAAUGACACAGGAAUUUCACAUGUUACUGUCAUUGGAAAUCAUAGUAUCUGAUAUGCACACCCCUGCCUCCUCCUGCUCCUCUCCCUGCUCUCCUCUCAUCACCUGUUUUAUAGCGCUGAUCAUUUUUACUGUGUUAUCCCUCAUACAGACCUUAGAGAAGAUUUCUCUAAGGUAUGCAGUAUGCUUUCAGUGCAACAAUCAACUUUGCAUCCUACUAUGGAAGUUGUUUGUCUAGUUUGAUAGAGGAAAACCAGGAUUCCCUUUAACACUGAUAUAAAUGAUGAUUCUUUGGAUCAGCAUGAAACACAAAAACAAAGUCAGUUCAUGACCCUAUUUUGUAAGCAGAGGUGUCAAAAACCAACAUCACUUGACUUACUAGUGUAUUUCAGCUGUGCCUGAGUUGUGUCAUGACUUUUAGAAAGUGUGUUUAUAAGCACACACCAAUUAUGUUUGGUAAAGUUUUCUUGUAAGCUCUUACUCCAUCUGUACUCUACCUUCACUUUAUUUCUGUGUGGGAGUCAGAGCCACAGCCAGUGGCACAGAAGGAAACUGUGUGGAUCCUGGAUCCUGACACAAGCUCACUGGACAACCAUAUCUAAAAUUUAACCCUGCAUGCAAUCAGUUUGAAGACUGAACACUGCAGAGUGAACACAUGAAUUUAUUACAGACUUCGAACCAAAAUAUGAGUGAGUCAUUUUACAGAUGUGUGAAGCAGUGUCUUACUGUUGAAUAUAAAACAGUUAUAGCAUGUGCUCAGCUGCCCCUCAGGUCAUAGCUUGUUUUUUCAUUUGUCUGCAGCAUUAACUGAAAUCUGUGCAGUUGCUGUGCGGCACUCAUGUUAAGAAGAAGGCUUGACCUCCUGAUUCAGUCGAUUUCUAUGAAUGUUUGUUACUAUGACCUUCAGUUCUGGUUAAAAACCUUCUGCAGAAGACUGUUUAUGAUGGUCUUCUUGAGCGAAUCAACAGUUGGAUCUGAACAAAACUACCAUCUUCACAUUUAUCCUUGACUGUUGGACAAAUGAUGGCCAUGCAGAUAAACUAUGAUAAUUAAGUACUGUUAGAUGAGGGUGGAGCCUUAUUUAUUAUCCCAUCAUGUUGUUAACAGCCAGUUUCUUUUGGGUGUUGGUGGUUUAACAGCUAAAUGUUGCAGACUGAAAACACUAGAGUUGAGUGACCAAAUAUAACAAAGUGCUUUACAAACCAAAACAACAUAAAGAAUCAAAGAAAAGUGUGAGGAAUAAAAUGACCUUCGGUUUAAAAAGUUAUGAUUCAACAACAUAAGAGACUUAAGAAAUAACUGAAUAGAAAGAACAUACACACACACACACACACACACUCAUACGUCAGCCAGGACUAUUGUAGAGAAGUUAUUAUCAGGGGUUACUGACACCUCAGAGACGUUCAGAAUCAUACCAUUGCAACAAACUAUCUGACCUCUCAAUGACUGUAUGAAUUUAGUACUUCACUCCUCUGUCACUGGAUGGCGCUGUUAUCUCCAGCUGAAGUGAAGUGAAGAGGGUUCACAGUGUCAUCAGAUCAUUUCCAGAGUCUAACUUCAUGUGAAAAACCAACUUCUGCCACGUUUGAACCUCAGGUCUUUGCUCAGUAAUGAAUUUGAUAGCUGAAUGGAUUAGUCAUGUAGUUUGUCCUUUAACACGGGGGGCUUGUUGCUCACUCCUGUAAAUGUUAACCAUUGUAAAGGAAGGUGUUUUUUUCCAGCCCGCUGUCCUUCCUCUGUUCUGACUUAUAUACCUCACAGUGGUUUCAAGCUAUGAAAAAACACAACGACAACCUUGUCAGCCUUCUUUGCUCUUGUGGGUCACAAAGAGGAAUUUAUAUUAUUUUUUUGACAACCAGUUAAAAAGUCUGGUUUGUACUUUAACAGUGAGGGAAUAAACCAGAUAUUCAUGAGAGCUAUAAUGAGUAGGAAGCAGCUUAUUGAGGUGAGACUGAAGUAAAGAGGGAAAAACUAUUUACUGCUAUUUCUAUUGAAUGAUUUCUGUUAAUUUUCCUUAUCCUCUGAAUACCACAAGAUGGCGCCAGUGAUACACAAGCUGUAAGAAGUGCACUACCCCAUAAUCUCAAGGAUACAGUCAAUCACAUCAGCAUGUGCCACUUUCUUUUCACUCGCUCCCUAAAGCUGAGGCAGACUGUAAACAUGACCUGUAUUUGUGUACCUACACAGUGCUGUUAUCUUCCCGGAUAACAGUAAAGUCAAUUACGUCAGAAAAUCUGCAGCGAACUUGAAAUUUCUCCUCUUUCCAGGACAUUUCUAAGAUCUGUUCUUUUUACCAGAGGAGGAGAACCUAAUCAGUGCAUCAAACCAAAUGAGACUAUAAGAUUUAGUCAUAUUCCAGAGCUUUAGUAGCAAACAAUUGACCACCCCGCCCUAGUUUACUUUGAUCAAACUGGGUCCUCAAAAAUCACAUAACCCCUCUAUACAACUAGUAAGAAGGGCUGCCAAAUACACACCUGAUAUCAUAGAUAAUAUCUGAAGCAGUCAGACAGAUGGCAAGAUGAUUAGGUGUGUGUUAGUGAAGCAGAGGGAUGGGGUGAGCUGCUGAAGCAUUAGUAGGCAUUUAUGUUUGACUUCAGACAACAGUGUUGUCAAAGUCUGUAUAUCAGCUCUGAUGCUGUUUGAUCAUUUUUACCAGAUGCUUGAGGUCAGUGUGGGCCAAAGUCUUUCUGUCCCAGUCCAGCCCCAGCAGCAGGUUAGAUACUGGAUACUGUAGAACUAUUUCUAAUUGUUGAGCACUUUUUGAAAAUCAGUAGAUGAAUAACAUGAUUAUUAUUUUAUGCACAAAGUUCCCUCAACAAUCAGAGCGUUUUACAGUAGGAACAUGAUAACAAAGUGUGUGUUUCUCUUUUGCCUUGAGCAGUAAUGGGAGGGUGGGCAAAGCAAGUAGAGAGAACAUUAUGGCGUGUCCUCUGACAUAAAAAAAAUAUUAUCACACCUGUUGGAGGCCAUAAACAGCUUUAACUUGCCUGCAGACUGCAAGUUGAAUAACCAUGUUGAAGCCCUGAUCGUAUCAAGACUGUUUGCAGGUUAGCUGAAGUACCAAACAGGAAACAGUGGCGCCUGGCGCAAGGUCAUUAAGUCUACUCCAGCUUUUAUAUUCUAGGGAGACAACAUCAGUCAGUCUCAGUUAUCAUGUUUAAGCGUAAAAAGACUAAAUCAUAAUCCAAAUCCGUGCUUUUCCCUUUUUGUGGCUUACAUCGUAUGUGUGCUGCUCCUCUGCUGUCUGCAUGUCAGAUAAGACACACACAGAUAUACUUUGCAUAAUGCACUCUGAUAGAUUCGGCCAUGUCAACAUCAGGAUGCAUCAUAACACAAAAAUGCUGCCACCCACUGCUGCAAAAGCAGUACCACAACAACUGCUGCAGUUACCAUUAACUGGAGCUACAGCCCCGGCUGGUGGUGAGUGGCUGUGUUACAUCUUAGACACGACACACAAACGGCAGGCAUUCAGAAAUCAAAAAAAAAAGUAGUUUGAAUGAUUAUAGUUUUGGUUCCAAGUUGUUCGGGUGAAGACGUUCAGUGUAAUCCUCUAAAGGUGUACAUUCCUACCAGAUACUCAUAUGUAUUUCUCUCUUUCUAUACAUCUUCACAAGCACACACAGACACACACACACAAACGCAUGUACAGUUUACAUUCUGCCAUCUGUCUGUUGAAACUUGGCCAGGAUAUGACAGCGGUCGUGCGUGUGUGAGUGCGUGCAGGAUGACUGGUAGUGAUUCAUGGCGUGGUUCUUUGCAGUGAUGUGCAAACAGCUGGUCAUCUCAGUCUCACAGUCGUGUUGAUUUUCUUUUUUUGUCGGGUUGUUGUUCGGCGUACAGGUCAGAUAUGUGUCAUGUAAAUAUUCUUUUCUAGACUCUUAGAUAUAGUUAAAUAUGAAUCUUUGUUCGUACAGCAGUGUUACCCAUGAUUCACACUGGUCAUAUUUUACAAUGCAGGUCUAUACAGGUUAGCUUUAUUACUCGAAUCAGAGUUAAUGUUUUGUAGCCCCAGCAAAGAUGUAGUGUAGUAUAAGUCAGUAGUGCAAAUGUGUUGAGUCAACUCCUCCAAGAUGCUAAUUGACAAAUAAAAUAUGGCCACUUUGUUUUUUUGCCCUCUUUCCCUCCUUUUCCUUCAUCACAUCAUCCUAAACCUCUGUUUUUCUCUGUUUUUCUUUGGAUCAGGUCCAUUUACGAUGACCAGCCCAACGCCCACAAACGCUUCAUGGAAAAGCUGGAUGCCAGGAUAAGGAACCAUGACCGUGAGAUUGAGAAGAUGUGCAAUUUCCACCACCAGGGUUUUGUGGACGCCAUCACAGAGCUCCUCAAAGUCCGAGCUGAUGCUGAAAAACUGAUGGUAAGAAAGAUUUCUGUAAAGAGGACUACACCAGGGACCAGAGGAGGCUGUAAAAGGCCAGUGUGGUCUAUAAACUUGGGUGACCACAUUAAUGUGAGAUUUUUUUUCCCCUAAAUAAGCCAUCACGUCUACGAAAGGCUGAGUGAUUGACCAACAUCCAUUUUAUUUAGAUAUUGAUAAAUGAAUGAGAAGGUCAGCUGAUGUGCAAAAAUCAGGCUUUCAUGUCAUUUCCUGUACGGUCUUCACACCAACAUGACCUCCUGAUGGCAAAGGCAAAAAGACUUUCUGUCUUUGAACGUGGCAGGAUUGUUGAGCUGCACAAGCAAGGCCUGCGAGGUUGGAUGCUGUAAGACAGUCAAUUCAAGUCAUGGACCCUGAAAAAUUACACCUGUACUGAGCCUAAGGAUCUGACGGGCCGUCUGUAAAGACACAAGACCAUCCUGGACCCAAAUUAAGGCCCUUAUUGAAUCCAACUGCAGCCCAAUAACCAUAAGGCAGCAUCUGCAAAAAAAGGACUCUAAGUGAAAAAACAUCUUAAAAGGCCACAUAAUCUAAAUCCCAUCAAGAAUCUUUGAGGAUGAAGGGCAAGGUAAGUCUACAAUAAUGGACGCCAGUUCCAGACCACGGAUGCCCUUCCUGAAGCCAUCUUCACCACAUGGGGCAAAGUUCCCACCAGCCCUCUGGAAACACUCCCAUCAAGCAUGCCCAUCCAACAAUUUGAAGUCAUCAACAAGAACGAGAGGGCGACUCCCUCCUGAGUCCUUUUUGGACACUUUUGGCUCUAUUUUGUUUUUUGUUUGCCUGUGGUCUUAAACCAAGGGACAAAGUAACCAUGACGACAGAAAGGCUGGAGCUAUUACAAGUGUAAAUGUAAAUGAACAUUAAACUGACAUUGACAUCGGUCCUUAUCAAUAGAUAUAAUUGUGAUUUUGAUUUUCAUCAUUAUCAAGCAGGCCUUCUCCAUCCCGGUGGACUUGAAAGUUUCAGAGACAGCGGAGCUUUCAGCGUCACUGUCUUUGCUUUCGUGGAGUCCCUCUGCGGCAUUGUUGCGCUGCCGCUCAGUAAAAGAAGAGACAGUGAUUAUGUAGUUGGUCCUGCUUGUUUGGAAGCUCCGCUGUUGAAAGGAUUGUCAUCAAAAAGCCGACUGGUCAUUUGGGUCAUGGCUCUCAGCCGUGUGACAAGAGCCGAGAGUUCAAAAAUCCUCAUCCAGAAUCGAGAAGUUUGUCACUGAAUCUGUGAGAAAGAGCCUGUCACAAGCCAUUAAACCCCAUGAAAGGCCCAGUGCACCAAUGAUGGGUUCAGGUCCCUGCUGCCUGGUUAAUCUGAAUUUGCCUGCUUUUGUCCCGACCCCUUCAUGGACAAUGAGCUGAUUUCAAGGCUGAGCAGCUGCGGUGAGGGAGGUAGAGAGGGAAAAGAGAGGGCAAGAAGAGGGGGAGCAGACAGGGAGGAGAGGGACGGAUAGACAUGUGACAGCAAGUUAGCUGAACCAAGACCAAGGUUUUUAUACUUUGACUGAACGCUUUUAACCUCGACAACAUCCUGGUUUUCACAUGCUCCUUUGGAAAUGUGGAGACUAAAACUACAUUUGGGACAGAAACCUCAAAAAUUAGUGAUUUGAUCUUCAAUAUGCUGCAUGUACCAGUACAGCUUUAAAUAUUAGGCUCUUAAAUUUAACUAGAUUUUCUAUUUUUGUCAGCAAAUUCAUCACUCUGUUACUGUAAUGUACCAUUAUAGCCUUUCACAGUUGGACAUAUAUUUUCUAAUGUAAGAAACAUCCCAGAGCUCAUUGAGAUAAGGAUGAGGGGGUUUUGGAGAUAUCGGAGAUGUAAACUGGGACAUCUUAUCAGAGGAGAAGUAAAUGUUAAUAUCUCUGAUUGUAAAGGUUCAUCUGGAGUUUUUCAGGUUAAAUCCCAAAUAUAACAGUAUAUCAUAUGGAGUCCUAGAACAGUCAAGUUUAUGAAAGAGUUCAGAAGUUGUGUAGUUUGGGGCCCAAAAGACCAAAUAGCUCAAAUUACAAGGGGCUGCUGACAUCUGUCACAUUGGUCCACGACAUAAAGAUAUGUCUCAGGUAGUUACUAAAGUCAAGACUGUAAAAUAUCUGCUUCUGCCUUGUACCAUAAAUCUAAUGGGACUCUCUCAUUUUGCUCAUUUUGAAAAUGUCCUUUUGUGCAACAGUUAGAUCCACUGAGGUGUUGAUCUAGUUUUUUUGUUUUUUUAAUCUCUGGCUCAGAGGGAAACAAAGCGGAAGAUCUGACUCUCAGCUGUUAUUUUUUAAGGAUGUUGUGAAGAUAAAUCCUCAGGCUGUGCAGCUAAACAUUUGUCUGUGUUUCUUUCAAAGUGUCAGGUGACGGACACUAAUCGAAGGCUGCAGGAGGCUGGACGGGAGGUGAGUUCAUGCAUGCAGACAGAAUCUUUAAUCCUAAUCUCAGGGGUGAGCGCAUGAUGGCAACAGGACUGGACCUUACCAGUCUCUUGUUUGUUCUCUCAGGUGACAGCUCAGACAGAGGAGGUGAUUCGCUGCCGCAUCCAGCAGAGGAACAUGGCCACCACCGUGGAGAAACUCCAGCUCUGUAUCCCAGGUACCUCAGCAGCUUUGAUGACCACCUUAUCUUGAAUGUUAAUGAGACAGCCACCUGAGUGACCUCAGAGACAGAUGAUGCAUCUGAACCACAUUCAGGCUGGCGACUCAAGCCCAGAUGACUCAAGAGUCAACUGGGCAGAUGCUUGAAACACUGGAUAGCUACACAACUGUGCAACUAAGGCACUGUAAAUUCAGAGGAAUGAGGGAAAACAUGAUUUUUGAUUCUGUAGUUUUCACACAGAAGUUUGCUAAACACUGUCACUCCAUGCUCCCAUAAACUGCACUAAAACUUGAAAUAGUUCAGAAGUUACACAAAAGUUUAUGUUUUGUUUUUCAUGACUGUGUCUUUGUGAGCAAAUGUUAAUAAGAGCAGAAAAGUGUGUGAAAUGGUUAACAAAACAAACUCCUGUGUUGUUGCUGGCUGCUGCUGAUUUCUUUUUUUCUGUGCAGUGCUGGAAAUGUACAGCAAACUAAAGGAACAGCUGGAAUCCAAAAGGUAACCAUUUCUUCACCAUAUGUCUGAAGUUUAACUGAGAUCAACAAAUAAAAUCCAGCUUUCACAGGCUCAUUUUUUCAACACAUGGCAAUGAUGCAGUGAUGUAUUUUGAUGUGGAAACUAAUGACACCAUCAGAUUGUGUCUGUGGUCGCAGGUGAAACUGUAGACCACUGAAGACAGUGAAAGACUGCUCUGUAACAAAACUCUCAGUUCCUUUCAGUGUGAAGAAAAAUGUCUGAACAGAAUUAUCUCGUUCAUUUUUCAAUCCUACCAAACCAUCUGCAAACUUUCACAUGCCUGAUGCAGGUUUAGGACCCCAUCUCUGCUGGUCCACUGCUGUCGAAGUUAGUUUGAACUUCAUUUUUACCCCAUGAACUUCAUGUUUGGCAGUAAAUGACAUGCCUGUCUGUAUGAAGUGGAGAGGGGGGCUCACUUUGAACAGGAAAAUAAUGACCCUUUCUUGUUCAUUACUGUGUACCAAAGGAAGCAGCCAUUCACUGGCAGGACAAUUGACCCUCAGUGUGCCCUUGUUCACAACAAGGCCGCCUCUCUGCGGCUCUUUCACAGCCCUCAGCCAAUCCAAGGCAAUUAGACCAUGCUGACUAAUGACAUGGUCUAUACACACCCUAUAAAUUAGAAAGGGUUGGUACCACAAAAACGCACAUUUUAUCUGUACUCUAUGUGCUGGUGCCCGGGACACAUUCCCUUCAAUGUCCUGCCACUUGCAGCUUUUGUGUCCUCCGUCCUGGAGCUCUGCACUCUGACAAACCUUUUCACUGUACAGUUUAUGAGACUGUCUUCUGUUCAUGUGUAUACAACACAUUUUACACUCACUGACCGACCAAUUAGAUCCCUUCACAGCCUGCCUAUCAGCCUAAUGAUGGGAGCUCAGCACACUGACCCCAGGCUGAACCCUUGUGUUGUGUGCACACUAUGAAAGACCUCAGAAUCUGUAUAACUCAGGUGGCUGAAUAGGCAUUGAGGAUAAGCUGUCCGGCAGUGCUGCAUGCAAUGCAUCAGACUUUCCCUUAAAAUGCAAACGAUUGGUCGGUUCGCAGGGAGCUGAAGACGACAGCACCGUCCCUCCAAGAGUGGACAAGUGCUCAAAACUAAAGACAGUGUCUCCUCCUGAGCAUCAUUGAGGUGUCCUGCUGUUCAUACAACGACCCUUAGUUUUAAGAAAAACAAGCAGACAUUAACUCAAGAUAACUAUAUCUACAGUAUAUGUCUAAUCCGUUCAAUUAGCAGCAAUAUAGCAAAAAACGCUGAUCUGACAAACCUUAGAUAAACUUUAAAUUCAUGAAUUUAAUUAUUGAUCUGACCUUGUGUGAGACCAGGAAAAAGUGCUUCAGUUGUUGCUGUUGCAUACAUUUUUUUUUCUUUUUUAUAUAUAACAUUUUUUAAAUAGUUCUAAGUAAACUUUUUUUUAAUUAUCUGUGUAAUUAUCUGAUGAGUGUACUUAUUCUUCUUCUAUGUUUGCUCUGCUCAACCUUUGCUGCUGCAACACUGCAAAUUUCCCCACCCUGGGAUGAAUUUAGGUUUAUUUUAAAACCUGAUUGUGUAGUGUACUUUUUAUGGUGAUAUUAUUGUAUAAUUAGAGCUAUACUUUUUAUCUCUGCAGAUACUACGCUGCACUGAAAACCAUGGAGCAGUUAGAAAAGGUCUACAUCCCCAGGUAAGGUUUGAGUUUCUACAAUCUUUAAAGAAUAUUUCAAAGAUUGAGGGAAAUUUGUUAAUGCUCUGUCUGUAUGUGAGAGUCUUUGCAGUUGGUAAAUCAAUGAAAUUAUUAAUGUGAUGUAAAAAAUGUUGAUUUUAUUGAUAACCUAGCUUUUAGGUUCAGAGCCGUGAGUAAUGCCUCUUUUCUGAAAGCAUGGCUCAAACAUUUGGGAUUAAUUAUAAAGAAAUGAACAAGAUUUUCUCUUAAAUAUGUAAAAGAAGUAUGUUUUUCUCUUUUACGAGAAGUUUGUCUCACUAUCUUAUACUUAAGUUUAAAUCAGGUAAAGCGUUUACUUCACUUUGUUGUAGUUUUGAAAGCAGACUGACGUGAAGUUUUCAUGUCUGCAUAAAAAAUUGUUCCGUUUUAUUUAACCAGACAUGUAGAGCUCUACUAUCAGUACCGCUCUUAUUUUGUUGGCCAAGGCUAAGAUCUUUUCCUAAGUCUAACAAAGUGGACUGGGUAAAUUACAGCACACUUUAUACUUGUGCUUGUUUUGAGUUUUUAAAUGGAAAAGGCCCAAUAUAAUUCCAAAACCAAAGAGGAAAUGUUUCCAUAUUCCUAUAAUGCUCCAGUAAUGUUGUUUGAGCUUGGAAUGAUCUGUAGGUGGCGUAUUUUCUUUAUUUUUUAUGUUUACCUGCUGUAGUCCUGCAUUUCUCUUCAACAGGAGUUUCAGUCAUGCUGUUUGUAUGUUUUAGCACAUUUCAAAGUGGUCCAAUCAUGAUCCAUCCCGCUGUGUUUCCUGCAGGGUGAGUCAGUACCGGUUCUGUCAGAUCAUGGCUGAAAACCUGCCCAGACUCCGUGAGGAGAUCAAAGAGAUCUCCAUGUCAGACCUCAAGGACUUCUUGGAGAGCAUCAGAAAACACUCCGACAAAGUUGGAGAGACCGCCAUGAGACAGGUGCGAGCAUUGGUGUUUUUAACAAAUCCCCCAACGGCUGCAGAGAGGUCUGUAUCAGCCCAGGGACCUGAGUCUGUGUUUGUCCUUUCAGGCCCAGCAGCACAGGACCUUCAACAGUGCUGUAGCCAAACAGGCCAGCACAGGCCACUACACCAAGCCUGUGUACUCCCUGAACGGACGGACACACACACACACUCACAAUGGCCUCAUGAUGGAGGAAGACUCGGGAGAGGAGGAGGAGGCUGACGAAGAGGUGAGGGAGCCCUGAGUGUAGAUUAGUACGACAUGAAGUGAUCUUAACCAGAUAUCUUUCCUCUGAGUGUUUACACCCUGUAUCGUUGCUGAUGCUAAAUUAUUUGAAUCGUGUUGAAAAAGUGUCAAAAGCGUCCUUUCAAACAUGAAAACAUUAUUUUUCAUUCGUGAUGAAUCAGUGGGAUCAUGUUUCUUCAUCUUCGUUGACAGGUGCUCACGGCUCAGGACCUGGUGGACUUCUCACCUGUCUACAGGUGUUUACACAUUUACACAGUGCUGGUAGGUGUCCUGCAGUCUGUCUCACACACUAAAUUACCUUUUCACAGGCCAAUUUGCAUGACCUCUGCUCUUUACUGAUGGCUUAACCAGAGAAACUUAAAAGGUUCAAAUUCAGGUCAAAGAGGGAGCAGAACAGUCAGUUGGUAUCUAACCCUGACCGAUCUGAGGUUGUGCUGAACAUUCACUGAGUGGAUCACGUCCCUGCGUGGCUUACUUAGAGACCUAUGCUGUACCAGAGUAAACACCGUCAGUGUAAUUAGCUGGCUUGUAGACUGUCAACUAUGUUUUCAGGGUGGCACCAUGAUAGUUAUUUACACUCAAACAAAGUCGUCCAAAAAUAUCUUCAGAUUCUAUCUUUGGGUGCAUGUGCAUAAAACAAAUUUCUGCACUACCUCGAGUCCUUGUUUUUUACAUCAUAUAUUCUUUAUGGAAAUGACUAAAUUGUAGCUUUUAAAAGCACUGGGACUGCAGCCUUUGUGGAGUGGGACUUAACCACAAGGUCAAACUGGUGUCAACUGGCAUGUAGUAUUUGUAACUCAAAGUAAACUGUCUACUGAUGUAAGGCCUCUUCAUCAUUACUUACACAUCUCUCUGUUCAUCCAUCCAUCCUUCAUGUUUACUGGUUUUCUCAGUCUGGGUGUUGGGGGUCUGGGGUCUAACCCUGAUGCUAUUGGACAGGUUUCCAGUUUAUUACAGGAAGACAAACAACCAUUCAUGCACACACUCACACCUAGGGGUAAUUUAGAGUGACCAAUUAACCUAACGAGCAUGUUUUUGGACUGUGGGAGUAAACCGGAGCGCCUACAGACAACUCACGCAUGCAGCAGGAGAACAUGCAAACUCCACACAGAACGGCUCCUGACUGUCUGGGGGAUUUGAACCAGGAACCUUCUUGCUGUGAGGCAACAGAACUGUCCAGUGUAUCACUGUGCAGCCUCUAUUUGCCUGUUCAUAUAAAUUAAUCUGACAUCUCACAGCUGUAUCGAUCACUUAGCUGAAUCGACUAAUAUUAGAUACACGGCUUUAGUUAAAGGAUGGAUUCUGUCCUGUAGAGGGCGCUGUGGGCACAUAUUGAUGAAGGAAAGAUGUUACUCUAAAAUUUUGAGUGGAUUUUUCUCAUAAAUGGAAAUAGAAGAUUAAAGAUUAGAUUUUUGAAAGUAGUAAAAUCACACUGUUAUGUUUGGGAACACAAAGAGAAUCCUGAAUCUGCUUGGAUUUUUUCCCUCGUUGUCUGUAAUUUUUGUGUCAGUAAAUGGAGUCUGUUGUAUAUCUUUGGGGUCUGCAGGGGGACCGGGAAACAUUUGAGAACUACUACAGGAAGCAGAGGAAGAAACAGGCCCGACUGGUGCUGCAGCCACAGGCUAACAUGGUGAGAAACACUUCAGGAGAUGGUGUUUUUGUCAAUUACUGAUCCAGAAAUGUGCCCGUGUUGAAUAUUAAUGAAAUCUAAAGAGCUAAGGCCCUUCAUGCAGCACAAGAUUGUCAUGAUUAUUCAUUCUCUGUGAUUUAACAUGCCUUUUUUGUUUGUGUUUGUCCAGCAUGAGACAGUGGAAGGCUACAGGAGAUACUUCAAUCAGAUUGUAGGGUAAGAAGUCCUUUUCAGUUUGUCGUCUUUUUUAGCAGACAUGAAAUUUCCAGCCCCUGAUUUAUAGUGUUUCUUAUACCAACAUCAUAAAUAGACACACCGUAUGAUUCUCUGUCACCAUGUAACAAGGUUAGAUGCAGUAUGCAUGCACCUACAGACUCAACAUGUUUAUUUUUAGAGUGCACAGAAAGCUUUUUGUAGAAACACUGACACGAAGCGUCUUAGAAGUCUCAAUCAGAAAUCCAAGCCUGUCGCCUGUUUGCCUAACUUCAUCAAUUGUUUAUGGCUUUACACUUUUAAAGAAAAACUACGAUUGUUGAUGACGCCGGUGACAUCUUUAGGUCAACAAACUGGAGUCUAGAGUUUGCAGUGUUUCAGUCUGAGUUAAGUUUGAGCCACCAGAGAAGAUUUUUGAGUCUCGUCAAAGUCCUGACUGUAAAUGCGAUCAUUGACAACAAACAGGUUUUGACUGUAGGGACUUAAAGUGACAGUUGGGGACAUUUUUGGAUGUGCAGCAAACUAAUUCCUUACAUUAGAUUGUAACUGAUCUGUCGCUGUGGUUGGAGGUUUAAAUAAUUAAUGAUGUUACAGCUCUUUGUGUGGUGUAUAAAUGCCCACCAGUCUACAUCAUUGAAUAAGUGGGAGUCCUCCUACUCCUCCUUCCCAGUCCUGAAACAGUCACUUCUCAAGUCUGGGUACAAAUCUGAGUCAUCUUUGUUCAGCUCUAGACCAGUGCAGUAGUAUUUAAGUCUGAGUCCUGGACUGGAAAACAACAACACUGGAUGAUGUAGAAUCUUGACAUGUAGAUGUGAUUGGGCUCAGUUAGCACCUCACUGAAUUAUGACUGACAGGACGGGACAGUGAUCAGGUGCAGCGUCUCUUUUUGGAGUGUGAUGCAGAGGAGCAGCAGGUUAAAAUCACUGAGGUAUGUUCUCAGCACUGCUGCCUUUGUUCUGUGCCCACCGUGGUUUUCCUCUGACGCUGAGGUUUUCUUUCUGCUGACUCCGUCAAACUUCUCUUUAACCUCACAUGCUGUUCAAGUGUUGUGUUAAAUGAGUGUGUUUUUGUGUGUUUAUUUUUUUCAGUUUCUUUGUUGUGGAAGAUCACAUCCUACACGCAACUCGGGGGCUGGUGACCAGAGCGUUCACCGAUGAGCUGUGGAACAUGGCGCUGUCCAAGAUCAUCGCCGUGCUCCGAACGCACUCUGUAGGCCCACGACACACACACACACACACACACACACACACACACACACACACACACACAGCCAGCAGGGAGUGUACUGUGAAUGAGGAGGUGGCUGUUAAGAGUUAAUAGAGAUAAUAGAGCCUGCUGUGGAUCUAUUUAUCCUAGCUGAAACUUCACUCACUGCUUCACACACACACACACACACACACACACACACACACACACACACACACACACACACACACUCACACACACACACACUGCUGCAGAGGUCAGUGCACCUACAAACACACUAAUGAUGUCACUCUCAGGAGGAGAGGUCAAAACACACAUACGCAUGCGGCCGUAGAGGAGGUCAUUGGGGCCUUAAUGAGAGACAGAUUGCAACAAUAACAGCAGAUUAAGGAGGCAUAUUCCUGACCGCUGGGCUCCACUCAGUUGUAAAUGACCCAGAGGAUUAUGCUAACAGGCCAGAGAAUGGGCUGCACAGCUUGGGGUGAGAACACUAACAAAAGCCCUGGUGCCCCCCCUCCACCUCUCGGUCUCUGGCCCCUCUGCUGGGCCAUGACACAGGCAGCUCCACUCUGCCGGGGUCCUGCCCUUACAACUACUGCAUGAGCGACCCACAGGGGAAAGUCUUAUCCAAACCUGCCCAUGAGUCACUGAAAAGCUACCAGGAGGUCCAAAACCUUAUGGCACAUAAAUCGUGGUACUCCAGAUCACAGCUGGUUCAACAUGCCAGUUCUCUCAAACGGACUCAUAAGUGUACCUCUACAGGAAAUGGAUUUUUAAACAGCAUGUGGACGAGUGAGAAGAGAGCAGCAUUGAAGUUUGAUGUUAGCCCGGCCUUAUUAGAUUAGCUGACCCUGAUCAAUUGGUCUAGAAUAACUGAAUGUGAUCAUCCAGACCAACCAAUCAGAUUGAAGCAGCACAUGAUGUAGUGCAUAGCAAUAGAAAAUGUGUAUAGACAGUGACAUGCAGAGGAAGGAAGCACAUUUUUGUUAUCAGUACAAGCUGUGAGUGCAGUUUUAAUAAAAAUACACCCUUUGGUACAAUCUCUCUGAUCAAAUCCCCCUGACCUGUGAGGUGCGCCGUGUCGUCCGUCUCCAGCUGGUAGUGAGUGUUUUCUGUGUUUGUGUCUGAGUAAACAGAGAGGCAGGCGGCCGCUGCUUUCCGUCAGAUCUCAGCCUGCGUUCAUUUACUCUGUUGAUUUACACACUCCAGUGUUAGCAGGAUCCCUGUGUCAGCUUGUAGGACUCACUGUGCUGCUUUCAGGGUCAUAAAUCACUCUGUACCCUCAGAAAAAUGGAGGGACCUUGUUGGUGUUGAUUGACCCUUGUUUGAGUCCCCUUCCCCCCAUCCUCUAACUCCCCUGUUCUCUGUCAUCCUUCUCUGAAGCGUAUUAUUCUGUCACUUUAUUCACAUUGUUAUAAAGACUUAAAGAUGGAUUGAUAAGUCUUGAUUAAUGUGCAAAUAAUGCUUUAUAAGUGGUGGGUUCAAGUCAAAUGUUUAUUUUGUAGUUGGAGAGCAGCUUAUAAUACGGAGGGUGAAGAUUUGUACAAAAUAGGAAUGUGUUUUAAAAAAUAAUGCUGACAUUUCAUUGUAACUUGGUAUGGCAGACCCUUUCUCUAAGGCAUGGCAACAUUAUACACAAACUGAUGAUGAUGAUUUUCUUGUCUCCAGUCAUACUGUGACGACCCAGACUUGGUCCUUGAGCUGAAGAACCUCAUCGUCAUAUUUGCGGACACACUACAGGUUGGUUCAGAUCUUUUCUUCAUGAGCAUCUGAAGAGCAAAAAGCAGCAAGAUUAGAUACAGUAUUUGUCUUUGUUUGUGUUUGUGGUGUGUGUGUGUGAACAGGGUUAUGGCUUCCCCGUGAACCGGCUGUUUGACCUGCUGUUCGAGGUCAGAGACCAGUAUAACGAAACCCUGCUGAAGAAGUGGGCGCUUGUGUUUAGGUGAGUUGUGUUGAAAUGUCAGUGUGUGACAUUAGCACCAACCUUAAACUACAGGUAUAAGUCCACAGUUAACAACCACCGUACUGAAAGACAAUGAAUGACGAAUGUUUGCCACAGUUCAGUAUAGAUAUCUCAAAUUAUAACAUUAUAUUUAUAUAUUAAAGUACAGAGCAGCGUCAAAGUUCGUGUUUGAUAAAGUGAAAGACAUUCAGGUUUGCAGUAACAGUAAGUGUCGUUCUUUUCCACAGGGAGAUUUUUGAGUUGGAUAACUACAGUCCAAUCCCAGUAGAGACAGAGGAGGAGUAUAAACUGGUGGUCAGUCGCUUUCCAUUCCACGAUGCUGAGAUCGAGAAGGUGAAAACCUGAAAAUCACAGUCCUAAAAUUUGACACCCUCUCCUCAGUAUUGAAAGGUUUAUUUUGCAUGUAGAGGAGAGGCUCCUUCACCAAAAGCAUCAUUUUCUUCAGUAAUUUCUCAUGCCUCUGUCAAAGAAAUUCUUUGAAGUUAUGAGAUUGUGAACAAAAAGACAAGGUUUGAUUGUAUUUUGUGUUUUAUGUUUGUGUGAGCAGCAGGACUUUCCAAAGAAGCUGCCGAUGUCUCAGUCUGUCCCACAGAUCUACACACAGGUCAAAGAGUUCAUUUAUGCCAGCCUCAAGUUCUCAGAGUCGCUACACCGCAGGUUGGUCUCUAGCAAAGGUUACUCCAUGUGGACCACAACACUCAGCAAGCAACCUGCUAACCACCAUUUUUUUUAACAUUUUCAGUUCAACAGAGAUCGAUGACAUGCUGCGAAAAUCAACCAACCUGCUCCUGACGAGAACACUCAGCAGCUGUCUGCAGAACCUCAUCAAGAAACCUCACAUAGGACUGACUGAGGUACAAACACCCCACUGACACAGACCACAAACACCCUGCAGGACUAUUGUUCAGUCUAAAACAUUCACCUUCUCUCUGCAGCUCGUGCAGAUCAUCAUUAACACCACCCACUUGGAGCAGGCCUGCAGGUAUCUGGAGGAGUUCAUAACAAACAUCACCAACGUCUCCCCUGAAACAGUCCACACCACCAGGCUCUACGGUCUGUCCACAUUCAAGGUAAGGAUGGGUGGAGCAUGAGGCCUCUUCUGGGUCUCUGGUGACACUUGCGCAGUUUGUUGAUGCCUUUUUUCUGAUUUUCAAAGUAAAAGCCUGAUCUGCUAGUGUCGCUUUUAUUCUGAGGGCUCAUUUUGGAUAGGUACCAGAAUGAAGUAACUGCUCUUUAGUUGACCCCCUGCUAGAUUUUCUUUGACUCUCACCCUUUUCCUUGUGGUCUCCAAUGUACCUGUAUAUGUAUUUGUAAUGGGACACAUGACCUGAUGGACUAUAAACUCCCAAGACCGAAUUACAAAGUAACAGAGGACAAAUGGUUUUGAAAUUGGAUGUAGUGAAGUUUGAAACCCUAGCCAUCAUAUCUUGAUGUGUCUUUUUCAAAUGCUUACUACAUGCAGGAUGCUCGUCACGCUGCAGAGGGGGAGAUUUAUACCAAACUCAACCAGAAGAUUGAUGAGUUUAUCCAGCUGGCAGACUAUGAGUGGGGCAUGGCUGAGUCGGACGGCCGGGCCUCUGGAUACCUCAUGGAUCUGAUCAACUUCCUGCGUUCCACGUUCCAGGUCUUCACACACCUCCCGGUGAGUCUUAUCCACCUACCAACCUCUCACCCAUCAAGUCAGCCACCUCUCCCCCUCCCUUGAACAUUGGUUUGUGCUUCCUCUAAAUCUCAUGUGGGUGUUGAUUGUUUUAUUUGAUUGGCUAGGAUGCGAUCAAUCCACCCAUUGAUUUAUUUCCUUUUAUUCCCACCACACCUCUCACCUUUUUUCUGCUGCUUCACUACAUGCUUCUCACGUCCCCAAACAAAGAGUCUGCAGUUUAAAGCGGAUCUGCUCCACUGCAGAUUUUCAACUUAAACUGAGUGUGGGCGAUUCAUCGGUGGUCUGUAUGUUGUAUGCAUGUGAAGUGGGAUGUGUCUGAGCUGAAGGCAGCUUACGCACACACUCCAACAUUGAUUCCAACACUUGGUGUAAGAUCAGAGUGUGGAGGACUUUGAGUGCUCUGGCCCUCAUAUCAUCAUCUUCAGUCUUUUGCCUCCUCUUCUUUUGAACAUCUCUUGUCGUGUCUUGAAUGAGCUCCAGUUACUUGAUUUGAUUUUUAUGUGUCCUGUCCCCCGUGCACACCCCCUGUGAUUAACAGCAGCUGAUUUCUUUUUACCAGCAGUUUUACUCCUUGAUUCAUUUGACUUGUCAAGCAUGCAAUAUAUCUUUAGCUGAAUUUACCUCCUCCUGUCCAUUUAUUGUUGGCACAUUUCUUUUCCUUUCCUUUCCCUCUUUCCCUCCCCCUCUUCCAUUUUUGGUUGGUUUGGGGGUGUCUCUGCUCAGAAUAACAACAAUGACCAUGCAUCGAUGUCGGUGAGUAUUCCUGCCUGGCUGUUAUUUUACUAUGCUGCCGACCUGUCUCCAGGCAGAGUGGAGAUGAAAAAGCAUGCUGUUGUUUGACUUCUCCAGGCUUGUUGGAUCUUCUGGCACUUUGUCUAACUGUUAGGCUGAAGAUUGAAGAAUGUGUCUUCAAUCAUGAAGGGGUCACUAUUAUAGAGUCAAAGCUGGAGAAAAGGUCUCAGAGGAAGACCAGAUGCUGGCUAAGAAUCUUAUUUACUCAUCUCACCUCUCUGAAAUAUGGAUAAAAUUAGGGGAUCAUUAAAAUUAGAUCAUGAGUUAAUUAUGUUUUUUACUUGUAGACACAUGAUGAAAAAGAGAGAAAGUUGGUUGAAGUUCAUUCCAGUUACAUUCGCAAACAGGGGAACUUCUGUAAAGUGCCCUAAAGUCAGAACAUGAACUUUGAUGACAGUUCAUUAGUUUUUGUUAUGAUGAAGACGAGCUGAAAUACUUCACUGAUAACAAAAACUUAGAAAAGACGGAAUUGUUUGUGAAAUUCUGUCGGACAUUUAAAAUUUGUCAGUCGUAUUUAGAUUUUCUCCGCUACAGAUCGAAGUCAUCACCUAAAAUAUGAGCGAUGAAGUUAGCUGAGAGGUGCAGUGUUCAUUUUGUACUGUAACCCUCUCUGCCUCAGUGCUGCUUUAUCCUUUUCAGUUGUUUCCAGCUGUAUGUUAUGAAGACAUAACCGGCUACUGGGGCGACAUCAGCUUUAGAUUUGCUGUUUGGCAUUUUUGCCUCUAUUAACAUAAACGUCAAAUUAUCCUUACUUGGAGAUUCAAUGAAAAUGCGACUGAGAGAGCGGUGAUCUCAGUGCCUGUCCAGGGGCGUUUCUCACUCCUUGUUGACAUUGGAGGCUGAACCCAAAUCCCUCGCCCUCCACCCCACAAAAAGAAGAAAUCAAAGAAAAUAAAUAUAAACUUGGUAGCCACAGAAAGACUGUUUGACUCAAAGUCAAGAUCGUUUCUCCACAGCCUUAGCAGAUCAGCUCGUCAGAUCAGAUCCAUUCUGUCUCUCAGGUAAACAACCUCAGCUCCUGGUGAUGGGAAUUUCUUGUUUUUUUUUUUCAGUGCUCCAGAUCAUUUGGGACAGCGUUUAACAGCUCUUUUGGUUCUUAAAUCUACUUCAAAGUACAUUUUGACUCCAAGAGUCAGCUGUAAAAGUCGGGUCAUUUAUGACUGACACAUGAUCCCCAUCUCAGGUGUAUACAUGUAUGAGCCAAGUGACUGUGUUGUGUUUGCGCGGGUACUGGCUGAAGUUACUCUUCACAACCUCGUAUCCAAUGGUUUCUUUUUACAAUAAUUCUGACUCCCGCUCUACCACCCUGUGUGCAAAUACAUGCAGACUAAGGCUGAAUAAUUUAGAUUAAACUGACUGCAAUAUUAACUAUAUUCUAAAUUGUAAUAUAAAUAGAUGGAAGUUGGAACCAUUGACAGUUUUAGCUUAUUAUAUCUGAAACAAGCCUGUACACUUCUGUAGCUGCAUGAUGGGAAGUCUGAAUGAGCCUCAGUGUUGGUGAGAAGCUGUAUUUGACAAAUCAUCUUCUCUGUCUCAUUUUCUCAUUUUCCAUUCCUCUUUUUGACUGAAGGGUCGAGCUUUCUUACUUUGAGGAUUUCUUCAGAAAAAACAUUCAGCUGAUUUUCUAACUCUCCCUGGCUGAUGGCAGUUCUGGUGGCCUGGUCCGAAAACUUCUCUACUUUUGCUCUCAGUGAUCAGACAAGAAAUCCCACAAACUAGUUAACAACCCUGUAAAAGUUAAAAAUGCUAAGUUUUCACAUUUCAAAAAGCGGCAGCUUACAAAGGACAAAACCUUGAGGUAUACAAAGAUACUUACUCACCUUCUGUACGGAGAUUUGUUACUUUGGCAGCUGUUUUACGUUCAGUCUUAGUCUUAGCAUGAGCAUGAACCUCUUGUGGCACAUUUGUGUUUGAGUGGUCCGCAGGUUGGCUUCCAAUCUGUGCAGAGUCAACAGCUGAUGUGAUGUGACGUAUCUGCAGCCAUCAGGCUAAGCUGUGAUACAUGCUCAGUAAAUGUCCAACUCCUAUUUCUGUCACUACAUGUACCACUGCCCUGUGACAGUCAACUGUCAGCAUGAAAAAGGGAUGUUGUGGUCCUCAGACACAGAGAAGCCAUCUACAAACUGCACACAGCACAUUUAUACACAGUAUACAUAUAUAUGUAUGUGUAACCCUUGUAUUAUAAACAUAGGGCCCCUGUUCAAAAUGCUCAUUAAAACUGAAUUUUAAAGCCUAAAAUGAAUUGGAAAUAGUGCAAAGACAACAAAUAAAAGUUAAAACUGAAAUACUUUCAUGUUUUAUGCAUAUAUGAAAAGGACUGUCUCUUUGCACAUUUAUGUGGAUGCUGUAUCAAAGUACGUUUUCAGACAGUGGUUCUUGAAAGUUAUUUGAGUCCAUGCUGUAAUUUCCUCUCCAGAGUCCUGUCUGUUUUUGAUGCAGUGCUGACUGAGGGCCUGAAAAUUUGCACCAUUCAGUCUUGGUUUUGGUCCUUGUCCCUUUAGUACAGAGAUUUCUCCAGAUUCUCUGAAUCUUUUAAUGAUAUUAUGUACUAUAGAUGAUGAAAUCCACUCAUUCUUUCACAUUUGACACUCAGGAACUAUUUUAUUCUGAAACUGUUGAACUAUUAACUCACUCAGUCUCUCACAGAGUGGUAAACCUCUCCCCAUCUUUCCUUCUGAGAGACUCAGCCUCUCUGAAGCUCAUUUUCAUACCUAGUCAUGUUACUGACCAGUAGCAGAUUAAACUCAUUAAUUGGGAAUUGCUCCGAUAGGUGUUUUUUUUUCAACAUCUAACAAUUUUUUGAGUUAUGUGUUGUUGCUGUCUUAAUUUUUCAAGAAGAUGUUGGGAGCAUUAAAAUAAGCCUUUGAAAAAAAAAAAGAAACAUUGAUGUUUCCGGUUUCAACAUCUUAUGUUUUGGCUUUGCUCCAUUUUCAUUUAGAACAUGUUUUUAAUUAUUUGUGUUCCACCAAAAUCUGUCUUUAACAUGUCAGCUUUUCUGGAUUCGAGCUGCAUAUCAGUCAAACUUUUUUCUAUCAAGCACAUGUGACUCUUUAUGGUCCAUAUAACUAUUUUCUAAUUUCCUGUCACUGACUCAUCUUUGCUGCCCAAAACUUCAUUGCAGAAAUUGAUUAGCUUCAGUACAGUUUUUAACUGAGGUUUCUCCUUGUGUAACUUCAUAAAACUACAUCAUCUCAGACAGUGGGGGGGCACCACAUCAUCCCAGGGUAGAAACCUUUUCUGCAUGAGUAUCUGUGGGAGUGGGUUGUGUUGGUCUGCCCUGUACUUUCUGUUCAGCACAAACACUAACUGAGACAAACAGCUCCAUUCAGAGUUUCUCUUUCAAAGUGGGCUGUGAGUGAAAAUCUACUCCCUCACAAUCCUCUGACCACUUUGUGGUGAAAAUGCUCACACCUGUGUUGUAAACAUGAGUCUGUGGAUGUUUGUGGUGUGUUCAUGUGUUCAUCAUUGGUUUGUUGUGCUCACAUGCAUGCAUUUGGGGUUCAGUGGUUUUUGAUUCAUGUGAUGUUUUCAAUGAACACAUGAUUGGAACUUGAAAGCUCUCUGAAUGAUCUGUUCAUUGUCACUGUGAUUGAUUGUUACCAUAGAAACUUGUAUCCACAUUACAUGUUGAUACGGAUCACUGCUCUGUAGUUUCAUGCACACUGAUGUGAACCUGAGGAUACCUGGUACAGGGGUGUGUGUGAGAGCUGGGCUGUCAUUUAUCUCUGAAAGUCACAAACUAUGUAUCUCUCUGCUGUUCAACUCUGUUUUGACCAUUUUCUGUAAACUUGAUACAGGCAGACUAAAGAAAUGUCCCCAGUGCCCAAUCCAGCUGUGUUGGUCAGAAGUGGACGGAUAUUAAUAAGUAUCUUUGCAUAAUGUUCUAGACACUGGGUGUUUCCCUACCAGUGUUUGGUCGCAUUGCUGCUAAUGCUCAGGGAAAUGGAUCUCUUGGUUCAUUUGCAGCAGAGACUCACAUCAGUUUUGUUGAAGAUCAGGUGGAUGUCUAUGCAUGUUGCAGUACCAGGUGUUCCUCCAGGCACAUGUGCACUUUUUGUUGCAGGGCUCCUGAAAUUGUCCAGAAUUUUUUUUUUUAAACAACUCUCUUUAAACGUCACCGUUAUGGGUUCGGAUUAUUGUGUAAAACAGUUUGGGAGUGUGCUGCAGAUGCCUGAAAAUGAGUCCAUUUUCAUGAAGCUGUUGAGCUACAGCAGUACAAACCAUCAUGCAGCCACAGGUGAAGAGAGAGGAGAGGAGCAGGAGGAGCUGGCGUGUGUUAGUAAAACAGAGGGACAGCGUGAGCACGAGAAGGGAGAUGAUAUAUCGAUAACUCUUUUAUGAACUUUCACAGUUUAAAGUUUUCAGACUGUUCACAUGCCAAAAGAGUUUAAGUUCAGUUAAAGCAUCUGACAUAGGAGUCGAAUCAUGACGAAGUGUCUUUAAUAACUACGACCUUAGUGUCAUCAUUAAUAACUGUGAUUAUCAUCUGGAGUAGCCCAGCCAAGUGCCCGUUGUGUUCCUUAAAUGAUGCUUAUUGACACUUCAAGGUGGAGUUAACAGUUUCUUUUUGUGCCUUCUUGUUCUUUAUUCCCCAAAUCUGUUUUUACUUCUUUAUCCUUGCAUCCUCCCUCCCUCUGUCACCUCCCUUGUUUCCUUUUCUCCCUCUCUGUCCUUUCUGCAGGGUAAAGUCGCCCAGACUGCUUGCAUGUCGGCCUGCAAGCAUUUGUCCACGUCAUUGAUGCAGAUGCUGCUGGACACAGAACUCAAACAGAUUAGCAUGGGGGCCAUUCAGCAGUUCAACUUAGACGUCAUCCAGUGUGAAUGUAAGUGUGAAGACAGCGGGGGGUUUUCAUUUUCAGAGAUAUAAUCAUUACAUGUCAUCUGCAAAUUGUGCAAACUAAGUUGUCAGACUGUGAAACUUCAACACUCUUCUGCAGCUAAGAUCAAUACAGCUUUCUUUUGUCUCCUACAGUGUCAUUUAUCAUAUAAUCUUGACAUGUUGGAUUAUUUUCUAGGACUAAAUAUGUUGGGGUAUCCUGUCCGAUCAUUGUGGGGGGGUAAAUCAGACCCUAAAAAUCUGGCCUAAUAAUGCAAAUGUAUUGGCAUGUAUGACCUGAUACAGCAGCACUUCCAUUUAAAAGAUAAAGUCGUGUUGAAAUCAUGAAGUUUGUUCACCAGUGCAAAAUCAUAUGUUUUAGGUUGAACACAAAACUGACCUCUAGUCUCUGUCCUACCAGCCUGCAGGUGCAGCAUGUGCUGUUUUCUCAUCAUUGACUGUUGCCUCUCCUCAGUGUUUGCCAGUUCAGAGCCGGUCCCUGGAUUUCAAGGAGACACUCUCCAGCUGGCCUUCAUCGACCUGAGACAGGUAAGCUCUCUCACUGAGCAGCAUGAAAAUAGGCCUCAUCUGUGUUCACAGACUUGAACCAUAUCAAGACUUUUUCUAUGGACUAAUGAAUCAAUCCUGCAGUUCACAUCUUUACAUGAACAGGGUUUGUUUUUUUAACAAUCUGUUUAUUGAAUUUUCAACCGUAUCAAAAAUAGCAGACACAUUAGAUAUGUAUGACUGUCCGUGAGAGUCCAUUUUUCCAAAAAACAUAUGAAAACAAAUUUAUAUGCGAAUGUUGAAGGAGGAUGGCUCAAACAUACAUCAUGAAUAUUCAAGAUAAAUGGAGAUAAACACUUGUAAACAUAAACAUAUAUGUAAAUUAACAAAUAAAAGUGGUAAAGUAUAACCUGUAUAAUUAAACAACAUCAACAGCAAAAAAAAAUAAACAAAUUCCCCAUGGAGGCGACUCUUAAAAACCUACAUCGUGUACCAUAAGAUGCUUUGUAAAUAUCAGUAAAGAAUUAGUUCAAUUGCAGAGGUAAUGACUAAACUUCCCUAGCUAUGUCCAACAUACUAGAUAAGUCCUUGUCUCCAAUUUAUAAAUGGGCCCCAGAUGUGUCGAAACUGUUCUUGCUUAUCUUUAAAUGUGUAUGUGAUUUUGUCCAAAGGUAAACAUCUUGACAUUUUCUUAAGCCACUGUCCACUUCUUGGUCCAUGGGGACUUUUCCAUGUUAAUGCUAUUGAUCUUUUGGCAUGUAAAAGACAAAAGUUGACAAAUAUCUGUUCUUCGUGUUUAAUUUUAUGUCCCUUUGGAUAGACGCCAAGAAUGACAGGAACAGGGUUAAAAAUGAGUUUCUGUAGCCUGACUCUUUCCUGCGUCACAUCCAGCAGUGUUCAGUUUCAUCGGCAUGUGUUUGGCGACCUUUUCAACUUUCACUUGUCCUGUAGUUCACCUGCUCAAGAAAAUUCCUAUUUCAGCACACACAGGCACAAAGUGUCUGCCUCCCUCUCUGCUGUAAACACCAGUGGUAUGUAAAGUGUUGCUGGGUCUCAUUAACUUGUUUCUGUGUUGACCUGUUAAUCCGAGCCUUAGGGAGGCUCGGCUUUGCCCUCCAGUCCAGGUCACACUGAAACUCUGAGAGCUUGUUAAAGGAGAGACUGGAAAAUGAAAAUGGGAAGAUUUUUUUACAGCCAGAACAACGUGAGCUGAAUCGAAGUGGUAAAAACAGCCUCAUAGAAGCCAUUCAUUUUUGGGUUUAAGUCAUGAAAAGGCACAAAAGUGUAGAGGGGCUUGCAUGUGAUGGUAUACAGGUGACAAAAUAACCCUUUAUUAGCCUGAAACUGGUGCCUCAUCAGACAGGUGACUGAGGAUUAGACAUGGAUAUUAAACAAACCGUACUAGGGUGGGUUUAGAGGCAAACUAGAACCCUCAUUCUUAAGCAAACUAGGAGCAGGACCAGCCAAAGAAAAAGGACAAUAGUUCAUUUUCAGUGGACCAGAAACCUCUGGUAUGAACCUCUGGUAUCAGUCAAGUCAGCCGUGUUUCUGAUUUCCAAAUUUACAUCCUUAUAAUCUUCAAUACUGAUGCUUAAAAAAAUUAAUUCCCUGUACAGCGUGUGUGGAAAGAGAACUGAGUUAUUCAGAUCCAAACUGUUUUUUGAACCAGGCUGUAAACAUGUUCAUUUUUGCUUUACAGUCUGUUUUUUUUUUUUUGGCUUAGUGUAAAUGUGGUUUCAGAUGCUUCAAACAGGCGCCAGGAAACUGUAGCUUCAUCACAUCCACGUCACCAUCAUUGUCAGCUUAAAACCUUCCUUGAAAUCCAUCAGAGUUAAGUGGGGUCAUCUUAUAUACAGGGUUCAGUAACGCUGUUGUGUUUACAAAUGGAAUGAUGUGAGAUACUGAGUUACUAUUAAGUCCACUGGCUUUGUGAGGCAGCUAUGGGGAUAAACUUUGUGUGUUUCUGUAACAUCCAGGGACAAGAGAAAGGCUGCCAUCUUUGAGUUGGUCUGCAGACCCAUCAGAGGCACAUGUGAUCAUAUUUUUAUCAUGUUUCACAGUGAAAAUGUCAUUUCAAGUUAUAUAAAACAACAUUUUCCAUUUAACACAUCAGAAUCUCAACUUCCCACUUUUUUCCUGAUAAUUAUUGCAAUUAAUCCUUGUAUUCAUGUUAACUCUUGUAUUCAGAUCGAUACUAUACUUAUAGUUUUCUAUCCUAAUUAGUUGCUAUGGUGACCUUUUAAGUAGUUUUCACACAGACCUUCAGCUGAUUUUGUCUUUUACAGCCAAGGUUAUAGUUCAGUGUGUAUAAAGAGUACACUUUAACUAUUAAAACAGGUAAGUCAGAGUUAAAACAGAACUUUGUCUUUAAAAUCAAUUGGCUUAAAACGUUAUUGAAAGUUUUAUUGAGUGACGUUAUUUUUUUAUCCAAAAGAGUUUCUUAAAAAUAAUACAGUUUGUUGACUGUGGACAGUCAAAUCCUGCACUGUGUGGCUAAAAGUCCCUAAAGAACACAGCCUGAGAGCCUUACCUGGCUUAUUUUCACUGUGAUAGUUAAAUUUGGUGCAAUGCAGCUCAUUACACAAAAGAUGUGACCAUAGUCUUUGUAUAGAGGCUGCUGGGCUGACAUGUUAAUCCUAGCCUAAAGGUAAAGAGGCUGGGAGUCAUCCACAGGCCGAGGUUACACAGAGGUCAGCCUCUUACUUUCCCUUUAUCUAACGGUUGCUGAUUUUGUAGCUAUAUGUGCUUUUUAGAUCCUUAUCCUGUGACCAUUAGGAGUGAUUUAGAGUCAAACAUUCAAGGCAAAUGAUGUGUGUUUUCAACAACGCUGGAGGAUAACCAGCAGGCUUGAGGAAAAAAAUACCUUGUUAAGUUUGUUUUUCAGCUCAGAGGUCUGUGUGCGAUGCUGCUGAGCUGCAGAGUUCAUGCUAAGCUGUCCCGACCUGAAACAAAUCCUGAUGAAGACGCUUCCACACCAUAACUAAUAGUCUUAUAUUGGGUUUUAUGACCCAGCUGUGUUUUAUACUUGAUUCUGAUUGGCCAAAACUCCUGGACACCCUCUUGACAGUGAUGAUUAAUUUUAAACAGCAAGAACAAUAUUUAAGACAAACAGAACAGCGUGGAUCAUGAACAUGCUCACACGAGGCACAGCUGCCCUGGACUGUGCUGGAGCAGGAUCGUCCCUCCUCCCUCUUCGGUCUCCUGGUCGCCUACACUCACACUUUUUUAAAGAGGGAGACAACAGGAGAGAGUUUGAAUAACUCAAAGCACAGCAAUACCUGCAUUACACCUGUUGUCCAUCAGCACAGUCCAGCAAUUUAUCCGUCUAAUAUCAUUGGUCAGAAGCAUAAGUCUAUGAUUUGAGCAGGGUUAAGGUCUUUAAACACUGGGUCUAUCUUAUUCAGACACUCCCUGAAAGAAAAAAGAGAACACUCACAACUGAUACAAAGUCAGGAGUGAAGAGACUUUCACCUGCUGAGGAGCGGCAGAAUUAUCCAGGACUCCUCCAGGUAUAUUUUAGUGUGUUAGUGGUCCAGAUUAAUACACUUGUAGCAGCACUCAUCAGAAGAAGACCAUCAUCAUCACUGAUGUACAUGUGAAAAUAUGAGAGUGAAGAACAUGGCUUCAAGCAGAGCCUAAAAAAGGCCUCCUGUGAUAUCUUCUCCACCUCAACAUUUCUGCAGGAAUGAAAAAAAAACACAGUUGUCACAGCGAUGAGCGCAAUGUGUUGGUAUUGUCAAUAAAAAGCCAAGAGUGACUGAAUUCUUCUUUAUCGUCCAAUAUUGGACUCAAAAGCUAAAGAUAUAUUCAACAAAUGAAACUUAACUACAGACACACGUGUCGGAAAAAAAGGCAGUCAAGUUGUAUCGAGAGGUGAGCUGCUGGAAUUUGGAGCAAACGCUCGACAUUAUGUCCUGAAGUAAAUCUUUCCAGGACACACUGACCUUUUUACAAGACAGUUACACAAACACACACUCACACACACACACACACACACACACACACACACACACACACACACACACACACACACACACACACACACAAACACACACAUGGGCACACACACACGCACAGAGCCUCUAAAGCUGUAUUUCCACUGAGCAGUCUGGCCUAGAAAAAGACCUCAGUUUGAAAAGGAAAGCAAAAAGCUGUCUUGCUUUUUUGCAUCCUUUACGUUGAGAACUGCUUCAAAUAUAAGCAAGUCAAGAGGCUUUCUUUCAUACACCACGGUUCAUCCAGGCAAACUUUGAUUCAGUCUGAUGCGGGUUCUUUUGUAAUCACGCAGAGCCACCAUCAAAGUGUUCAUGACGGGCCAAAAUCCUGUAAACAUUACCAACCUUAAUCAAGGAGUACUCAUUCUCUUGAGUGGGACUGGGUUUGAUCCAGACUGCAGUCCAUCUCCCUCUUCUUGUCCAAACACAAUCAAAAGGCAGAUCAGAGCUGUGAUUACUGUGCAGAUCAAGUCAAGAUCAAGAGGGCCCUGCUGCAUCUCCACUGAUGUUUGUUGACUGCAGAGCACUGGAAAAAGUUCUCACUACUUUGGACACAGUUGUUCAAAGACAACCGGUUGUACUCAUUCUUCCUUUUCAUGAUGUUAGUCUGGGACAGCCAAAGUUUCCAGCUUAAUAAACUUCUUAUACAUUUUAAACUGGUGUCUUUCGGCACUGUAACUGAAACUAUCCCUAUGUUGUAAUCAUGCAGGAUCCGACAGCCUUAGUGAUUACCUCUAAUUUGAUCAUUAAUGUCCUCACAGCAGAAGGGAGUGCAUGCUCUCCGCGUUAUUAUGAAGGCUACAUUAAAACCAAAGAUCUCACACACACCCACACACCCGUGGAAAUCUUAAAAUCCAGUGACUUGUUGUGAGCUGCUGAGAUUUAAGCGAGCGUCAGAGUGAGCUGCGGCUCAUCAUUUAGCUCCAGGUGAGAAUAAUGGCACUGCAGCUAAGCCUCUCAGUGUGUCGGAGUCUCACUCAGCUGAAUAAUGCUAUUAUCACUAAGCUCUUCUUUCACUGCUCUUUCAACAUGACCCAAACACCCAGCUGUUUCACCCUGUGACAUUAGCAUGCACUGUGUGUGUGGGUGGGGUAGGGGGGUCAUCUCCAUCAGGUUAACCAGGGGUCGUGUGGGGGUCAUUUUAACGUUCCUGUUCACACUUAAAACUCAUCUCGUCAAAGCAGAACCCCCUCCUCUCUUUUCUCUCUUCAUCCCUCUCUUACUGUCUCUCUCCUGUGUAAGACAGAACCAAAGAAAAACAUGUGUUCACCAUCAUCUUACUCUCUGACCCUGACCCAGACCAGCUCUCACUCUGUUUGCUCGUAGAGGUAAAACAUCCUGAAAGGUUUCUGUACUCAUGCCAGGAUUAGGAUUUGCACCACUCAAUGGUUCCUGUUAGCUUACAGAAUAAAGUAAGGAGGCUCAUAAUAACUCCCCAGCCAUCAACUCUGAAUCAUUUAUUCACUUAUACAUGGACCUGUAGAGCAGUCAGGGCUGUGCAGCAGCUAACAGAGCUCUGACACUUGCAGAUCUGUUUCCACAGUGUUCAAAAUGAUGCUCAGAGCUGCAAGUAACAGCUUUCGUCAACUUCAGUCAGAUAUUCACUUAUCUUAACCAUGCAAGUGUUCAAACUGUUAAUCAGGGCUGUUGCGGUAAUGAAUUUCCCCUGCAGUAAUUUAGGGUGGCUCAACACCAUGUUAAGAGGUCUGAUUGUGGUCAGGUUUGUUUAUAUUCAACGUGAAGUAUCACUCUGCAGUUCACGUGUUUUACAAGACUAACCAGCGGAGAAUGUAUAUACUAUCCACAAAUAUAGAUAAGGGGUGCAGAGCAAGUCCACACAGGCGGUUUUUAUGACUAUUUAGAUUGUCUUCUGUGGGGUGCUGACAGCCUGGCCGUCUAAUGUUAAGAGUCUAUCACCCUCACCGCAGCAGUCGUUGCUUUGAUCCCUGGCCACACUCUUGCUGUAUGUUAUUCCUUAUUCUCUGCAUUUCCUUUCUCUUUUCUAAUAAAGGCUUCAAUGCAGAGAAAUACAGCUUAGAAGGAAAAUAAAGAUUGUGUUCUUAGGCAUUUCACUGUGACCUCACGUCUCAGCCAAGGUCAGCCCUUCUCUGUGGUAUUGACUCUUCCAAAACAUACUGGUUUUAGUGGAUUAGUAAGUUAGUUUGUAAAAUCUGUGGUGCACACUGUGAUCAAUAAGCUCACAGGUUGCUAAUUGGGUAACAAUUAAGAAAAAGGUGUGUAGAGAGUUGACAAAUGUACUUGGGCAGGCGUAAGUAUACUCAGGUGGCCUGUUCAAGUAUCGCCUACAGUAAUGGUACAGAGGUGUAAAAAACUCACAUACUGUCAGAAGACUUAGAACAGAGCAGAGAAAUGUGGGUACUGGUCCUUUUUGCAGUGAUUUGAAGUAUUGUAUUUCUCUGUGUGUUUUGCAGCUCCUAGAUCUUUUCAUGGUGUGGGAUUGGUCGACCUAUCUGGCGGACUACGGCCAGCCAACUUCCAAAUACCUGAGAGUGAACCCGGCCACAGCCCUGGCUCUGCUGGAGAAGUAAGACUUUGUUGCGCUGUCACACAGCUAAUAGCAUGAGUAUUUGUAUUUUUAGAAGUCAUAGACAGCUUACAUUGACAGUGGAUAUGUAAGGAUAUGGGUGUGCUGCUUUAGUGCAUAAAGAUAAACCUUUAGGCUAAAUUUAUGAACCUGAAACUUGUUUCACUUAGAGUGAUGAUGAACUCCAGUACUGUUACACUGUUCUACAUAUUUUUCUGUGUAUAGAAAAUGUGUUCAGUCAAAACUUGAACAUUUAAAAAUGAUCCACACCGACUGUUCAAACAUUAGAUCAUUCAUUAUAACACAGGCUUUUUGUGAAUAGGGCUGGGCGAUAAAACGAUAAUUAUGUAUGUCAAAAAUUAAUUUCGCCCGAUAUCGAUAUAAAACAUGGUCAAUAUGCUUUUUCAAUAGUCGGCAUUCUGCCAUGUUUUGGUAGAUUACGCGAAUAGCAAUUGAAAAGGGGAGUUUCUCUGGGUCCGCUUCACACUGAACCAAUCAUGUGCUGAAUUAGAACCAAGUAGCGAACAACUGCGUAGUAGCAGGAUGCAGCUACAUGCAAUCAUAGCACUUUAACACGUGGAGCCGACAGCACUGUAGGUGAGAAAACAGGAAAAUAAGUGCUACCCCCGGCAGAAAUGCAGAUGAAGGCCCAACAGAUGAUGAUAUCGUCGACAACACUGGCACAAAAACGUCAGUGGUGUGAAGGUAUUUUGUUUUUUUGAGGUCAGACAUGAAGCAGAGUAAUGUGCACUGCAAAUUAUGUUGAGUACAUGUUCUCGUUAAGUCGGGGAAUACCUCAAACCUUUUUCACCACCUGAGCAGGCGCAAUGCAAAAGGUUACAAACCCCAGGCAGAGCAAGUGCGAGGCAGCCAAUGGCGCCUGUGCAGCCAAAACAGCUGACCAUUCAGUCCGCUUUCUCGAGUGCAACGCCUUACGACAAAACGUCAAAGAAACACAAAGACCUCACAGAUGCAGUAGCUUAUUGUAUUGCAAAAGACAUGCUACCAAUAAGCACUGUUAAAUUUCAUUUAAGAGUAACAGGGAACAUUUAAGAUUGACAAGUGAUUUUUUAUAUUGUGAUGCAGUAUAUAUCGAUAUCAACUGAUAUGAAAAAAAAAUACAGUGAUAAACUUUUUCCCAUAUCGCCCAGCCCUACCUUGAAAUGAUUGUAGCUGCUGGGCCUGUUCUCCUCUCUCUCUGCUCCUCUAAACCCUCUCUUCUGUGCUGUUUUUCUGCUUCUGCUGCUGCUCAGAGUCUACAGGGGGUAGGUGCAGCUUCCUCUUGCUUUUGUAAAAUCUUUGAAAUGUAUUGGAUUUGUGCAGGAAAAGCAGUGUACUGUUAAAAAUAGAGACAUUUUAAAAUAUAGCCUUAGUCAUUACUUUGAAAUUUUAAGAGUAACUGGGAACUGAGGAGACCAGUUUCUGGAGUUUUGAAAAUGCCCCAUUUAUGACUGAUAGAGGAUUUCAGCUGCUCAACAGUUCAGGGCUGUAUUUUUUAUCAGGCCAGUUUCUCAGCAGGACUCUUCUACUACAGAUCCAUGCCGUUGUAAUCCCUGGUAUCAGAAUGCAGUUUGUCAUUGUCUUACUGAAAAAUGAAGGUCUUCCCUGAAAAUGUUUUUAUCUGGAUGGCAGCAGAUGUUGCUCCUAAACGUGUAGAUAUUGUUCAGUAUUAAUGGAGCCUUCACAGAUGUGGAAGACACUCAUGACAUGGACAUUUAUUCACAUUCUCUGAAUCUUCUCAUGGCAUUAUGUAUUAUAGAUGAUAUAAGCUCAUUAGUCAGCAUCUCUGUAAUCUUACUGUCUCUGGGUUUGUUUGUACAGGAUGAAGGACACGAGUAAGAAGAACAACAUCUUCUCUCAGUUCAGGAAGAACGACAGAGACAAACAGAAGCUGAUAGAGACUGUGGUCAAACAGCUGAGGAGCCUGGUCAACGGCAUGUCCUCCUAAACAUUCAAACACACACACAAACAUUAAAGGGAGGGACAAAGGUGUGUGUGUGACACGGAAAUAAAGAAUGAAACAUGCAUGCAGUCACAAGUACACACAGAACUGCAAAGACUCCUGCAGAGGUGACACAUUUAACGAAACAGUAACACACAGAGGACAGUGAAAUAUAAGAGAACCACACAGGGAAGCUACACACAUGAAAGGGACAAAUACACAUCACAUAGAGGCACAGCAAUACACACACACACACACUGUACAAGGCAUGCAGGGAACAGACUCACACACACAAACACACACACACACACACACACACACACACACACACACACACACACACACACACACACACACACAUAAAGUCCUAUCCCCUCCUUACUGUUAUACCUGAAUGAAUGCUCCAUGUAAAUAACAAACACACACAAACACGUCCAUACAGAGCCGUUUACUGGAGGUAAACACUCAAAUGUUUGUAUAGUAUUUUUAACGGCUAUGAUAAGACAAACUAUGUUUUGUACAUCUGUGAGAGUGUAUUGAUCGCUGCAGACUGGACAGCACAGAAAGAGAAACAAGUACUGGAACUAUGAGGUCAAAGGUCAACUCGUACUACAACACUGUUCAUCCACAGGAAUACAAUAUUUCAGAAGAACAUCAAGUUUUUUUUUUAGUGUCUCGGUUUCUCUCCAUAAACUUCCUGUACCAUAAGAACAUGGCUGAUAAUUGUUAAGAAUUCAGUCAUGUCCAUUAUAAGAAGAUUUGAAAACAUGGCUCUCAUUUUACAACAUAUUAAAUGAGACUUAUCGUACUUGGCAAUAGACAACAUUUGAUCUUCUCAGAUUGACCAAAAGAAAAAGCUGGAGGUUUGGGUCUGGCCUAGAAUGUAACUUUGGAUAGAUUUAUACCAUCCUGUGUCUUCGGAGCAGAAAAGAAACCCUUUCUGUGGGGUGUGAGGUUCACACUGGGUUGUUUUUGCCAUAUUGUAUCAGUGUGAGACACCUAAUGAGAAGAUUCAGGUGAUUUGCAGUUUAAAAAAACCUCCUUGAGCAUCGAUAAAAACUCUCCUUCCAACACUAUUCAACCUGUAACUAGCGGAUGUUACUUUUUACACAUCGUUGUUGCUGUAGAACACAACCUGGAAGUUAUGCCUUUACAGAAAACGAUUGAGACUUGUUGUCUUUAUGGAUUCAACAACCCCAAGUUUCAGCAACGAUUGAGACAAAAAUCCACCUCUAACCAGCUUUUGUUUACAAAAGAGUCAUCAACAAAGUGGUGAUCACAAACAGCAACAAUGUAGCUGCUGUUGUCCCAAAAACAUAAAACUUCGCACCAUGUUUUUGAGAAGCUGUGAUGUUCCCAUACAAUUUAAAAUUCAAAACAAGUUUUGAAUCAUAAAAAAUUUGUUGGACUGUUUUGAUAGCAAGCCACAGCUGGAAGAAAGCUGUAGAUGUUGAGCAGUACAUCAAAGUCUCAUCAGCAUAGAAGUGAAACUUUUCAUUGAGACAUUUGGAGUGAUGUUCCUGAUACAAAGAACAAAUGGCAAUGGACCCUUAAAUGACCCAUGAUGAAUUCUUUUGGUAACUGCUAGAGAGAUCAAGGUCCCUGUGGCAUGAAAACAUUGCACUAUUUAUAAUUUUUUUUCCACCAUGUUUCCACAGAACUUUGAGUUUUUAAAUGCCACCAUUAACCGCUCUGACAUGAACUCAUAGUUCCAGUGCUUGAAUUGUUGUCACUGUGUGUGCAUGUGUGCCGAAACUAAGUGAUGCAGAGUCAUGAAUGAGAUGAAUGGAUGAUGACGUCUUGAAAGACUGAUGUUCAUGAAAAGUGAAGUUUAGUUGGUGGUUUGUCUGCUGCACAUUGUCAUUAAAACACCAACAGUACAUCCCUGUCAGGAAGAUAUAAUUGUAUGAAGAGACCGGAUAUGAAGGUAAAACUUUGAGUCAAAUCAAAGCAGAGAUAAGCUGGCUCAGUGCAGGUUGUUAAACUGGAUUUUAAAGAUCAGGUGAAAACCCCCCAAAAUAUAGAGCACAUAAAACAGCAACACUUCUGGAGCGAGUACGACAACAUACAACUGUAGAGUCACAUGGCUGACAGCGUCACAUAGUUAGUACUAAUGUUAGUGAGCUUCUCCACCAGCUCUUCGUUCGCUGUCAAACUUGUCUUUGUGACUUCAGUCUCAUCAUGUAUCUGUGUCCACGCCCACACACGCCCAGGACUUACAAGUGUAUCUGCAUCAACAUGUGCAGAGCUACACAAUAAUACAUUUGAACUGCUAACAGAUAUGACAAACAGAUGUGACCUGAGUAAAAUUUGCACUUGAGGAAGGCACUCAGAGCUGCUUGUGGCACUCUGUUUGUCACGUGACCCUAACCUUGCACGUUGAAACAGCUCAUCUCCAUCACUGCAGACAUUUUUUUGAAUGUGCAUUGUGUGUUGAUAUUUUCACCAACUCCACUGAGGGCCUGAUUCACUAAGAAUCAACUGCAGCUGCUGUAAGCACCAUGAAUUGUGCGCCAUAUGCUCCCACAAUCUGCCUAGUGUAAAUCUAGUCUAAUCACAAAGCAAAUAGUGCCAACGAUUUUCAAGCGCAAAAACACUUCACAAGUUCUGCAGCUGUGUGCAGUUAGCUCAAGUGUUGCGUUUUCAUCGUGACUGUCAUGAGCCGCAACCGUCUCCUUUGCUGUGCGCUCUAACCCCCAAUUUCCAGUGCACCCGGAACAACUGUGAAAAGGCCGUAUCCGUGUAAAGUAAAAAAGUUGCACGUGCUAUUAGUGGGCGUGUUGUGCGUGAUCUACUAUCAUUUCGUGCGCAAUUCGUCGUCGCCAAAAAAUGAAGAUUGAAGCCAUAGAGUUGCACCUUUCAUUUUGGGGAACUGCAUAAAGGGCAAGGCAAGUUUAUUUGUAUAGCACCAGUCAUACACAAAGAUUCAAACAAUUUAUAAAUCAACAAGACAAACAGAUACAUUUUUUCGUCUGUUCCAUGUUUGACCUAUUUAUUUAUGAAAACCGUCAUUUACCAGAAAAACAAAAUAAAUUACAGCUAGACCCGGAGCUCUGAAGCACAGAGUCUGCUGUGUUUUGUGUCAUUUACUGCAUCCCAAUGUGUAGGAACUGGAUACUUGCCGAGCUUUCGUGAUAUAGCAUUUAACACUUGGGACAGCACACCAGAAAAACUACUCUGGGAGACGCAUUAACUGUGAUGGUGCGCUGGAAUGAUCCAGAUGCAGGAAAACACAGUGUCACAAGGCGUUUAUCCAUAGGUGAAAUGGCAUGGAUCAUUUUUGUGACUGGCUACAAAUCAGCUCUUAGGUCACCCAGCAGCUCAAAAAUGGCAUUACUAUUACUAUCACUCUCAGUCCAAAUAUGUUGACAUGCGUGUGAACGACUCUCUCUCACUGUCGUCUGUUGGAGCAAAAGCUGCACAAUCCUUAAGUGAAUCAGGCCCUGAGAUCUGACCACAGUGUGCACUCUGGCAUGUUUUAAUAACAGUGUUAAUGCCCACUGUCAUAACAUUUCUCAGAUACGGAUUAACUUGUUUACACCAGGUGGAACUGGGGUCUGAACACCUCAGAUCAUCUUGCACGUCUUAAAUCUGAUGAUCUUCAUUAGAUCAAAGUCUUUACAGAUUAAAAUUCUCCCAGUGUCACAUCUCCUCUCAUUCAUCGCAGCAGCAGCAGCAGCAGCAGCUCAGUGGUGAUGAAGGUGGGUCAGGUAAAGGUGGCCUCAGCGCUGCACUCGUCCUCUCACCUUGACUCCUGUUAGUUUUAGGGUUUAGGACCUAUUUCAUGUACCAUGACUACAGUUAUAUCUUACAACUCACUCAACUUCAUCCAUACUUAAACUUCUGGAAUUGUUAUGUUUGUAUUAAUUAUGUAUACAAAACAUACUAUAUAUUUAACAGUUCAAUAACUUACAGUUUGAUUUUCUUUUCGUUCCUCAGGGUGAAAUGAAGCUUUAGUAUCUCAUAACCCACAUACAGUUUGUCCACAAAGCACAGCAAUAAUGAAUUGGUUCAUUUGAUGCUAAACUCAAACCUGCACGUGACUCCUGAAGACAAACGUUUUAUAACGAGACUGUUUCUAUUUGCUUUACGUUUGGAGUCACUGCUCCACCUUCAGCAGCAUUUUUGCACUGAAACUGUUCUCUGUUUUCUUUAAAGGUUUGUUUUUGCCUUUUUUUUUUAAAGUUGCUUGUAAAUGCCACUGUAUAUAGUGCAUAUUUUGUAAAGAAUAUUACAGCAGUGUGUCUGCUACAAACAGAACUGGAGGUCGACAUUGUGACAUGCACCUCUAUAAACAACAAAGUAAAUACCAUAGAAUUAAUAAUACAAGUUUGAAUUUGCAUUUGUUGCUUACCUGGUGAACAGCUCAACAGUGUGAGGAGCUCAGUGAUGUACAGUGGUACCUUCUCUCCACUCAUUUGCAUGGUUAUCCUUCAAAAAUGAUGUAUUCUGUUCAAGCAUUAACCCUGUGUAAAAAAUGUGAAGUAUGUAAAUACCAGUCCAGAGGAUUACAAAUACCUGCUUAUUGGUAUCAUCCAAAAUAAACCACCCUACCAAACAACUCUAUAGUCAAAGGGUUUCUGUACACACACUUCUGUCCGGGCUUCAUCUCAUGAGUGUCAAAUGUCUCUCUUUGGGUCAGGGAUGUACAAGGAAGUAAAUGGGUCCUCGUCAGGAUACAUAUCAUGGUGAAACUGCAGAAGCAUUAUAAAAAGUAAUGACAUACUCAUAUGUUUUUAUCAUCUCAACUGAUAAAGCCAGUCAAGCUAAAGACAUCCUGUUGCUGAGUUGGUUCAAGGCCGGUAUAGUUCACAAGUAGGAUUACAGAGCACUGGUUUGGCCUAGUGGUCCAGUUAUGCACCCCAUGUACAGAGGCCUGAUUAACAAAUGUCAUUUCUCACACCCUCUUCCAUUUUCUUGCUCUUUCUAAUGUCCUCUCCUCAAGAUAAAGGCAUGAAAGCCCACUAGUGAAACCAAAGGCAACCUAUAUUGCUCAUUUUUACUUAUUAAAACUCCUGUAGUGUGAAAACGGAUCAAAUUACAUACUCUUAUCAAUGUAAAUCCUCUUCAUGGCACUGUUCAGCCUUCAAUUUUGCUGUUUUUCCACUGGUAUAAAGUUAGACAGCUUGUAGGUGUUACUGUUUACACAACAACUCAAGAGUUAUGCCUUCACAAAAAUUGUCCGAGGCCAGUUUUUCAUGUCCAUUCAGCCAUGUUCGCUUGCAUUAGUUACUAUGAUAUUGGCCUUUGUUUACUUGGGAGUCAUCAGUAAAGUGGUGAGCACUAACAGUAUGGUUGUUGUUCCAUAAACAUAACUCCCCACUUACAUUUUGUGUCUUCAUGACUGGGAAGGAAAAAUAGCUGUGACAUUUCGUCACAACAAAAAAAAAAAAACUUAUGCCCAACUUCCAGAGACUGAUUCAACAAAGUGCAGAGGGAAAUUCUGAACCAGCUCUUGGAUGGUUUUAGGCUUAAAUAAGCUGCAGUGGGUGCAUCCUCUGUAUUGUCCUGUUAGGACAGCAGAGCCUGACUUUGGGUGCAGAUAGAGCCUCCAGAAGAUCUCGAAUUCAGCCAUUCUGGAAACCGUAAAAUACAACUAAGAAUUUUAAUAUUAUAUAUUUUUAUUACAGUAUGGACUGGCCCGAUGGGUCUCCUUUAGAGAGGAAAAAGAAAAACCCAAAUGCUACAAAGGGUUUUUGUCUUGUUUUUAGCAAAAAAAGGUGUCUGUUUGAUUUAAUUUAAGCCAUAUUUUAAGCCAAAUCCAGAGAAAUGUCUUUCUAGAAACUGCAGUGUACAAAAAUUGAACAUGGACAUGGAACAGAAAUAAAAACAAUGAUAGCAGAUAUAAUUAAAACAGCAGUGUCAUUUUCCCUCCGAACACAGUGAAGUAAUUUCUGAAGGAAAUGUGUAACCUCAUGUUGGCGUUGCACAUUAGCUCAGCUGUUGUUCCUAGACAGCAGGGUUGUCACUAAUAAUAACACAUAUUUGAAAAAAUGAGACAGUCUGAGGAAAAGACCUCACUUUAUUUUCUUUAAAUAUAAAUGUUUGACUAUUUAAUAUUAGUUUUAAGUUUAUCACAUUAGGUUAGUCUGUCACAUUAUCUCAGCAAAAGGGACAAAAAAACUGUUCAGGCACACAGGCUCGUAAUUCAUUUGUAAAUUCCUUCCUUCCUUCAACUGUUUCCUGGUGAAAUGUGACAAAUUUAAAGUUGAACAUACAAUACUGGUUUGCAGAUAAUUAUCCCACAAAGAGAACAAACCUGAGAUGGUUUUGUCGCCUUCAUAGUGGAGAGAGGGUACAGUCUGAUAUCCAAAGGAAUCCAUGCUUUCCCUUUGUGGCAUCAUGGCUGAGAUGUUGUUUUCCUUAUUUUGCUGUCUUUAUUUUGUGUGCUGUAAUAAAAAUUUAUUGAACAGUAAGAUCUGCUGGUGAAUGAGUCUGUUUGUCCAAAUACAGCGUC